Podarcis lilfordi (Lilford's wall lizard) is the source of this 47711-nucleotide messenger RNA. The record is from the annotation of a GenBank genome assembly. NCBI's taxonomy places the organism in Eukaryota, Metazoa, Chordata, Lepidosauria, Squamata, Lacertidae.
AUGCGCAGUAGCGUCGGCCGCCGCCGGCGACCCGUUGCCGCCGCCGCCGCCUCCAGAGCGAGCCCGCCCUGCCUAGCCCGGUACAUCCGGGUCACUGCGCGGAGUGGGCGGGGGGGCCGCGCGCACGCGCGUGACGCACGCCCGGCGGCGGUUGUCGUCUCCUCAGCCGCCUCCUCAGCCUGGUCCCUGCGGGCGCUGCCGCUGCUGCCGCCGCCCCACAUCGGUCCCUCCCCUCAGCUUCGGGAGAGGGGGGCAGUGCGGUGAGUAUUAUCCGUUAAACGUGGGAAGGCGGGAGGAAAGUGGGGGGAAAACCCUUCCCUCACAACCGCCCCCCCCCCCGCCGCGCGCGCAACCAACCGCCACCCCCCUCAGUGUGUGAGCUGCGCUCGCUCCUGAUUGGCUCGCUUCUGAGGGAACGCUGCGUCCCGCCCCCUCGGCACAUGGGCUGGCCCCGCCCACCUUCCCUCCCUGCGCCGAUCGCGCGCCUCUUCCUCUGUCUCCAUGGAAACCGCCUCCUCGCCCCUCUCCCGCCCUCUCGCUUUCCACGUGGGUCUGUUUCGGAUUUUUUUCCCCCGCCUCGUGGCUCCGCUCCUCUUCCUUUUCCUCCCCCCCCCCCCACCGACUUCCAAUCCCUGAUUUUCUCCUACGCGCUUUCUGCGUUACUACAUCCCUUGGCGGGCGGGGGGGCAUUUCUCAAGCGUACUUGUUCACAGGUUUCCCUUCUAAUGGAGGAUACUGGAAUAAGUUAGUAGAACCUCUGCAGAAGGAAGAGAGUCUUGGAAGCCCAGCCUUCUCCCCCGAUGGCUUUUUAAAAAUGAUGGUUCACUGGGUUUGUGUCAGAGGAUCUGAAAGAUAAAGGAGGCAAGUGCAUAACUGGAAUGUGACAUCCAGUGCUCUUCUAAAAUGUGUGGGGUUUUUUUUUUUUUGGGGGGUGUUAUUGGGUUGUUUUCGUUUUCGUUUUGAUUAAGUAUUUAGUGUUUCUAUAUUGUGAUUUUCUCCUGUGAACCGCCCUGAGACCUGCCGGUAUUGGGCGGUAUACAAAUCUAUAAUAAUAAUAAUACUGUAAUGAUAAUAACAACCUGCCCAUUCCCUAACUUUUGACAGCAGAAUCCUUCCUCCUAGUCCUCUUAUCUUGAUUUAGCAUAACUGCAUAGAUCCCCCCCCACAGUCUCAUUUUCCUAAGGUCCUUAUACUUAUUAUUCCUCCUCCUCCAUAUCAUUUCUGUUCCUAUCCUCAUGUUCCUAUUUUCCUGUUCCUAUUAGGAUGUAACCCCCUAUCAGUUUACUAGCAAAUAAGUCCCAUUGAAUGAAUUGGAGACUACUUCAAAGUAGACCUGCUUUGACUGCAUGCUCCCUCCCUCCAGGUAGAUCUGAUCCCAUUUGCUCUCUGCAUUCUCCCUAUUUUCCAAUGCAAAACAAUUUCUUACCUCCCUCUAAAACCCCACACACUCCUUUGCAUAGAUUAAGGUGACAGUAUGUACUUUUCCCUCCCAAAAUUCAAGUUGUUUCUCCUUCUUUCCCUGUCUCUUGUAGUUGUGUGGCCUGUCUGUAUUUCAUUUGAUUCCCUUCCCUUCCUCCUAUAUCUGUAGGUGGAUCUGACUUUCAACCCCUCUCCUCCUUGUACCCUGCCACACCUGUCAUGAAGAUAAAUAAGGCAGAAACGAUAAAGCAUUUUGCAUACUGGAAUGUGUUGUUAGAAAUCAAUGGUCCCAAUACAUCUGUCUUCACCCCAGUACUUUAACCCCAGUUUAAUGCCAGCAGUUGGCUGUUCAGUGUUGUUAAGAAUCUAGGACUCUGAAAUGCCUCACCUUGUGCCCUCUAUUAAUUGCCACAUGAUUUUAUGACUACUAGCUUAGAAGGCUAUUAAAGAAGAAGAUUAGAUAGCUUUACCAGUAGCUAUUAGGGGUUGUAUAAUUCUGUCAGAGGAUGAGUGCAAACAGGGAGCGGCUCUUUCCACAUCCUUGGGAGAGGCAGCUGGCUGGUAUUAUUGAGAGUGGUAGACUUGGUAGACUUCUUGUCUGAUCCAGAAAGGAUAUUCCUAUGCUCUUACAUAGGCACUACUUGUAUAAUAAAAGUAAUGCACUAAUUAUAUUGUAAAGAGAGCUCAGAAAAACCUGGGUGCACAGCUUGAGCACAUAGAAGUAUCUAAAAAUUGAAUGCCAGUAAUAUUGAUCCCCCCCAUGUAGUUGUUGCUUAGUUGUUUAGUCGUGUCCAAGUCUCUGUGACCCCAUGGACCAGAGCACACCAGGCACUCCUGUCUUCCACUGCCUCCCGCAGUUUGGACAAACUCAUGUUAGUAGCCCCCAUGUAGUACAAGCAUCUAACUUUGUACUGUAUUACCAUUUUAAAUGAUGCCUUUAAAAUAGAAAUUCAAGUUGUCACUUACAUCUAGACUUCUGUAAUGCUUUCUGGGUCUGCUUGUUAUCUCUGUUAAGCUUUUCUGUUGUUUUGUCUAGAGAGGCCUUUCUUGAAACUUAACUUUUUCCCAUCCACUUAGGAUUCUGUGUCUCCUACCUGUGGCUUCUGAUUUCAUUCUCAUCUUUUGGUGCCUACUUCCCACAAACAGAAUUGAGUAAAUGCAUUGCUUUCUUCCCAUAUGAACUACUUCAGUUUUCUAAAUACUUUUUGCUCUUUCUGCGUUCAACCUCUUGUGGCCACUCUGAAGAAAUAUUUCACAAAAAAGAAUAAAUAUAUGGUCCAGAUUUCCUUUUACCAACAGUGAAGAGCUAAUACGAAUUCAUUACUUCUGUACUGUUUUGAAAGAAGCUAAUAAGAUAUGUGGAGCCACAGGACAGAGAGGAUCUGAAAGUCACACAACUCAGCCUGCCCUUGAAAGGGUUUCCCAUAUCUUAGUCCCAUGGCAGAUUAACGUUCAUCAUUUGCAAGGAAGGGUGGGUUCCAGGUGUCAAAAUAGAUGGCCUGAAAGAAGUAGAAUACCCCACCCCCAAUAUCUAUACUGAUAUACAAAGGUAAUAUUUAUUCAGCGCAGUCAGACAAAUGGCACUUUUCAAACCUGAUUCCUUCUUCUUAACUUCAUGAAGCUGGUGAGACCUGGGCAGAGGGCCUUCUUCAAUUGCAAAACUCUGCAUAUGGUUUCAACGUAUUAUCUGAUUGGUUUUAAUUGUGGUGUAUUCUGUCUUACCAAUUUUUAAUGUUCUAAGGAGUUGUGAAUACUGUAGGUGGCAUACAGAGAGUAUUAAAAAGUUGCUCUUAGCACAAAAACACAACUUUGUAACAGUAAGCCUUCCUAGGAGUGGUUUUUCUAUGUCCUGACUAGUGCAGCAGCUCUACAGACCACCUGAUCAGACAGUCCAUAGUGCUUUGGGGAAAGUAUUUAUUUCACCUAUUGCUUUUUGAUGUGUACCAGAGGUAGCUGUUAAUUUUGUGUUCUGUAUCUGAUCUCUGUCCAGAGAGCAGGAGAGGAUAAAGUGAGGCAAAGGGUGGUGAACUGGUAGGAGGGAGACUUUGCAGACAUAGUAAGAAUAGUUAUUUGAAGGUAGAAAAGCCAGUGUGUUGCCAGAUGCAGGAGGAGAACAUAGCACAAAGGCAGGUGUGAGAGGAUAGGACACAGUAUGGGGGCUAAUUGGUUGGCAAGGUGGAGAAAGUGAAUUAGGCAGAGGUGAAGAUUUGGAGAUCUAGGGGUUUGAAGUUUUACAAGAAAACCAAUGAAGAACUAGCAUGGGUAUUAAAAGAGGGACCCAUUACUAGUUAAAACGAACUCUUCUGCAGUUCUUUCAGCUUACAUUGAUAUGUUAAGUUGCUGUGUUUUCCGGUGAAAACUCAACUUCGCUUCACAAAGUUGUGUUAGUGUCAUGAAGUCAGUGAAUCACAAAUGGCUAUUUACAUGUCUUCUCUACACAAAAAUAAUCUUUUCUAGCACAGAAACCAUGAGUUGUCCACUGCUGUUCAAAGACGUUUAACAGAGGGUUUCUAAAAACCUGGCUUUAAUAUUUUAAUUCUAUAUGCAAACUCCUGGUGCAAUGCUGUUCUCCUCUCUGACUGUCCCACCCUCCCUUUGGUCUUGUCCUCUUUGCAUUGGUUUGGACCACUCCCUUGUUUCAACAACCUUUCCUAGGAACCUCCAUAGCCCACAUUUUUCUAACUCCUGCCUUUUCCUUUCCUAGGCUUAGUCUGUCUUUGUUGUGUCCUGACUGCCUAUGUUAUUAAGGUUUAUUAUCUGAGCACCUAAGCAGGAUCACAGCAGCUGAUCCAGUAGCAACCCAGAAGCCCCUCUGACCGCCCAACCACAGCUAAUCAAUCCCCCUACACCAUAAUUAAUGCCACAUUAAAAUGUUAGUCUAUUAUUAUAUAUUUUUAUCUUCUGGACACUUUGUUUUUUUCAGCAUUGGGCUUCUACCUGUGAGACCUGGGAACAGAUCCCUGCUGAAUCACUAACCCAGAAUUGAUUUGCCAGCAAAUAAUUCAAUUUUGCCCUCAUUUCCCUUCCGUUGCUGAAAUGAGGAUAUGAUUAGGGAGGAGCAAAAAUUGUGACGAUUGUAAGAGGGACGGUGAAAAUGUAAAUGAUGAUAACUAGUAAGCAGCAGAACUUGAGUAAGCUGUUCAUUUUAUUUUAUCACAUAUUUAUGUUGCUUGCUGCUCAGGAGACCACAGUCAUGUUGGAGGUAAUUCAGAUGGCUUUUAUACCUCACUCUUAAGGCCAAUUCAGUCUCCAGGAGCUUUUUUGCAGUAGCCCUCGGUCUUUAAAUGGAUACUGCUUGCAAAUUCCACGGGGGAUGUGGAUGAUCUGUUCAGCCCUAAAAAUGUAUGGAUGUUCUCAGCAGUUUAACUCUAUUGCAAGACAAGAUGGCAUGUAAUUGCAUACUCCAUUAAAGAUGCAAAGGAACCUGACUCCACUGCUGCUCAGGAACUGCUCUCCUUAGCUUGAAGUGUUAGUUAAGUUAAUUCCUCAAGCACAGUGUGCUAUUUCUGCUGCAAGCUGCUUAAAUUUCUGCAACAGGGUCUUUAAUUUUUUUUGUCAGUGUUACAGCACUGUGUUGUCUAUGCCUGCAGAGAGUAAAAGGAGCUGAUUGCUGAGUAUAAUUUUACCUGUUCUGUAAAUGUAAAUUCACCUGGUUAUCUAUGGCAUGUAAGAAUCUCCUACAUCUCUUGGCCCAGAGAUGGAAGGAAGACAAAGUCCCUACCAGAGAAGAAUGCAGACCAAGCUGAUGGACUCUGCAGAGAUGGCGAAAAUGACUGGGAAAAUCAGAAACCGAGAUUUUAAUAAAGAAUGGGGGAAAUUUAUAGUUUAUCUAGGAGACCACUAUAAGCAGUUGAACUCUUUGGCAGGAUUUUAAAAACACUUGUAAUGUAAUAAGAAUGAUGGAUAUAGUGUUUUUAAAAAUGGAGUGACUUAAAAUAUGCAGAGGAAAAGGAUUAGUAACGGAAAGCCAUGGAGAGGUGGAGGGAAGUCCAAAGAUUUGGGGGAAUCUUUGUGUAUUUCUCUUUAUUUCUGGUUAUGAAUGUAAAUUUUAAUUUGUAAAAUCAAAUAAAUAAAUUAUAUAUAAAAAAGACGUAAUGGCAGCUGGGGGAAAAAAAUCUCCAAGUGACCAUUCCUGUCGGUGUGCAUGCUAUGUGUUCGGAUUCUUCUGUCUAGUAAGUAGUCCAAAUUCCCAGUCACAAGUGACAGCCCAAUGAAGAUUGUCUACCCUACUGACAUGAUUUGCUAGAAAUGUGACUUACCCUGUGUAGUUGUAGUAGUAGUAGUAGUAGUAAUAAUAAUAAUAAUAAUAAUAAUAAUAAUAAUAAUAAUAAUUUAUUUGUACCCUGCCCAUCUGACUGGCUUGCUUCUAUGUGCAAUAAAGCUUUUUGCUAAGACAUGUUGUUGCUGGUUCCAGAAGAAACAAUUUGGUUGUCUCUUGCAUAGCUCCAUGGCCCUUUUGUAGCCCAAGUAUUUGGAAGUGAUUUCUACCAAAACAAGGGAGACAUAUUCCCAAUGUAAACAUGAUAAGUUUCAGGACAGAAGUCCAUUUUGAACUUUCAUUUAUUAACUGCCCUGAUUUGAGCUGUUGAUGAUAUGGUUUGUAGGGCCAUGCUGUUAUCUUGCAGCAAAACCCCCAUCAGUCUCCAAAUUGUAAUCUCUUAGGUAAACAGUGGGUUAAUCAGAAUCCACAAUAAAUUAAAGGCGAAACCCAUUGAUGAUUAAGGGAUUUUAUUAAUCUGAUUCUCCUGUGUGGAUAGACCAGUCCUGAAUAAUUACCACUGUCAACAGUGAAUACAUAUCCACAUAACUUUGUUGGCGUUCACUUAUUUUGGUUUUACUGGCUGCACAAAGGGGAUUUGAAAGUGAAAUUACUUUUACUUCCCUCAUUUAAGUCACAGUUCUGCCUCCCUUGCUUGCUCCAGAUACAGCGAUAAAACAUAUUAGUGCCCCACUAGUGUCCCACUUCACAAAUGAGGAAACACUUGCUCCUCACGAACACACUUCAGGGUAUCAGCAGAAAGUUUCUGAUUUCCUCCCCCACCCCCUGCUCAGUCAUCUCCUGAUGUAAUGUACUUCUGUGUCUUUUUUUUUUUUUUAAGUUGCUGAUACCAUCAUGUUUGUGCCUGUCUGUCUUUCUAGAUUUCACACACCCCCUUUCCUCAUAUAAAGCAGCAGGGCUGUGGGUGGUGCUGUGGUCUAAACCACUGAGCCUCUUGGGCUUGCCAAUCAGAAGGUUGGCAGUUUGAAUCUGCGGUACGGGGUAAGGUCCCAUUGCUUUGUCCCAGCUCCUGCCAGUCUAGCAGUUUGAAAGCAUACCAGCAUGAGUAGAUAAAUAGGUACUGCUGCGGUGGGAAGGUAAAUGGUGUUUCCGUGCGCUCUGGCACUCAUCACGGUCCUGUUGCUCCAGAAUCAGUUUAGUCAUGCUGGCCACAUGACCUGGAAAGCUGUCUGGGGACAAACUCUGGCUCCCUUGGCCUGAAAAGCGAGAUGAGCGCCGCACCCCAUAGUAACCUUUGACUGGAUUUAACCAUCCAGGGGUCCUUUAACUUUUGUUGUUGUUGUUGUUUAGUCGUGUCCGACUCUUCGUGACCCCAUGGACCAGAGCAUGCCAGGCACUCCUGUCUUUGACUGCCUCCCGCAGUUUGGUCAAACUCAUGCUGGUAUCGUCAAGAACACCGUCCAGCCACAUCGUCCUCUGUCGUCCCCUUCUCCUUGUGCCCUCAAUCUUUCCCAACAUCAGGGUCUUUUCCAGGGAGUCUUCUCUUCUCAUGAGGUGACCAAAGUAUUGGAGCCUCAGCUUCAGGAUCUGUCCUUCCAGUGAGCACUCAGGGCUGAUUUCCUUCAGAAUGGAGAGGUUUGAUCUUCUUGCAGUCCAUGGGACUCUCAAGAAUCACCUCCAACACCUUUACCUUUACCUUUACCUUUUAUAUAAAGUAGCAUAGACAAGUUAAGUUUUACCUUUACAUCUUAACAGAUUUUUAUUUUUGCAUAGUGUGAUGCUUAUGAAGCCAAAAAUGAAUGACUAAGCAGUCUCCAGAAUUUUCAUUUCCUUAAGGCCGAAAUCUUUAGAAAAUGAUGACUAUCAGAAACAUCAGAGUUUUGUGGUGCCUUAAAGAUUUGGAAAUCUCUUGUAAUAAAAAGUUUUGGGGGCUCAAGCCCCUUUAAUCAGAUGCAUUGCCACUGUUUGCCAAGUUGUCCUCAAGUGCAAAGUAAGGUGAUCAUUUUCACUAGUAUGGCAACACUGCAUUUUUGUAUCCAUUCUAGUUGUUUUUAUGAUUUCUAAUAUCCUUUCCCCCCCUUUUUUCUUUUUUUUACAACAAGUGGACUUUCGGUCAAGUUCUUUUUUUUCUUCAUUAAUUAUGUUGUCCUAGCAGCUGAAUAGAAUAACUUCACGAUCUAACAACAGUCUUUACUCAUGCUAUUUUAUAAAUAGCCUUCAAAACAUUUAAAGAACUUACAUCAACAAAGGCUCUUCCACCUUAGGCGUGUAAAAUUGGCCCCAUGGGAUCAAAACAUUUCCAGCAAUUAUAAAAUGAGCCCUGAAGAUUUUAUUUCUCCUUAUCAACCAUGAAAUACUACAGGAUGUUCUCUUGUAGUCAAAGUCUGUUUAAAUAUGCUUCUCUUUAAAUAUGCUGUGGCCUGCGCUGUGAAAGCACAGUCCAACUUCCCUUUUGUUCUCCUUGUGUAUGUGGCAGAAGCUGCAUCACAGCUCCUCAUCCCAGCCUGGUUACUAUCAGUGUGAGAGCGGCUCUUUCCAGAGUGCCAGCCAUCUGAAGCAACCUACCUGCAUUGCAUGUCUGUGCUUCAUCAAUGUGGUUAGUGUUGAAAUAUUUGAAUUUAUGCGGAGUGGCUCAUAUUUAAACAUAAACAAACCUAGUACAUUGCUGCAUUCUCUGAAUCGGUUUCUGAUGGCCGCUUGGCUUGGCCAUGAACACUUAAUUUGACUCCCUAGCCCAGGCGUGUCCAAAGUCUGUUUUGGGGGCCUAAUCCGGCCUGCUGGUCGGUUUAAUCUGGCCCCCAUGGCAGUUUAUUUCCUGGGGUAAAAUCCCAAAAAACCCUCAACAACUUCAACCCUAAAAGAAGCUCAAGCUCAAGAACUUCAAUCCUAAAACAAGCUCAACAACUUUGGGGUAAAAUCAUAAAAAAAAGCUUAACCACUUCAAUCCUUUAAAAAGAUCAACAACUUUGGCUGGCCCUUUGGUCAGCCCUUAUGGCCCUCCACUUCAUCAAAUCUGACCCUCUUUGAAAAAAGUUUGGACACCACUGCCUAGCCUAACAAAACAACAAAAAACCUAGGUUGUAAAUUGAACUUCAGUUGCUCUGGCAAUGAGUAACGUGGCCAGAAAACUGAGGUAGAAAGUUGCAGAUACAAAUCUGGCGAGUUUCAUGGGAUGGGUUAGGUUGCCUUAGACAAUCAUCCUGCUCCCAGGCAACAGUUUGGGAUAACAGUGCUCACGCAGCUUAAGGGUUGGAGUGGGUUUCUAAGGGUUACUAAAGUUGUUUUGUGUGGGAAACAUGUCGUACUUUGUAAAGUACUAUACAAAUCGUAGCUACAAAAGUUGUGGGUAACAGGUGACUAUGCACUUUUAUUCUGAUGCCUAGGAAUUGGAAUUUUCCAGUCCUGUUGGUAAUGUCUGUGAUCUUUAGUCUGAAGCCUCAGUGCUGAGCUGGUUAUGGCAUAGCAGUUCGUCAUUCAGGUCAGACAUAAGGGCACAUUAGUGUGCUGAGUGAGGAGAUGCUCAGCGUGUUGCUUCUGUUUGAGAAGAGCAGUUUGCUUGCUGCUAGCAAGAACAGAUAAUUUUAAAGAAAGGGUGGACUUCAGUCUCAUGGAAAGCUACUGUGAGCUAUAAGGCAACAAACCCUUCACAUUUCUCUGUAUCUCUCUCUCUUAAUGUGGAUAACAGUUACAGUAAAAAGGUUGGCUACCAAACUGCUGUUGCAGCAGAGACCAUGCCUUGUCAGCUGCAUCUUGCAGCCAGCUGGAGUCACCCAGAGGCAAAGUUUAGUAUGCCUUGUCUCAUUCUUUAAAAUGGCACUGAGUCUUUCAAACAAACCACUGCCCUCUUUAUUUUUAAUCUUAAAAAUGCUAGUAAAAUUCUGGCAAAAGCAAUGCUACUUUCCUUGAUUCUACCUGCAUCCAUCUCACUUGGUUGUGUUCAUCAAGCGAGUCCAAUGAUUUAUUGGGGGGUGGCGAAACAACCUUCAGUACAUGAGAUGUAUCACCAUCAUCAUGAGCCUGGUCCAGAAACCUGGUUCAGUAUGGAAUUUCUGAAGAACAAGUACCGUAAUUUAGGAAUUUGCAAAUUCUUUGCUUGGUCAUACCUAAUCUAGUCAGGGCCAAUCACAAACCUCUGAGAGCUCAGAAGCAGAACAUAAAGUAGAGGGAGAUCUCCCCUGUUGUCUGUCUCUUACUACCUGGUAUUCAGCAGAAUACUGCCCAAGUAUAUGGAAGUUCCAUAUAUCUAUCAUGGCAAAUAAUUACUGAUAGUAAUUUGUCCAUGAGUUUGUCUGAUGCUUUAAAAAAAAAAUGUCAUGCAAGCUAAACGACAACCCUUCUUUGUUCCAAGGUCCAGUCCCUGGCAUAUCCAGGCAGGACUGGGAAAGAUGCCAACCUGAAACCCUGGAGAGAUAUUGCCAGUCAGUGGCAUGGUUUUCACGUAAUACUAAGUCUUGGUUUGUUUAGUCUAACUAUGAUUUAUUUGAAUCAAGCCUGCACACUACCCAUGGUUUGCUUUCUGCCAACAAACUACAGUGUGAAGCCUCUGUUUGUUUGCUUGUCUGUGAACUGACUUGUGAUUUGUUGAAGAAACCAUGGUUAAAAACAAACCAUAACUUAAUGAACACAGCCAAUAUAGACAUUACUAAGCUAGAUGGACCAAUGAUACAGCCUGAUCUAAAGCUGCUUCCUUUGUCCUUUUUCUCUCUUUCUGUCAGCAGCCUGUCAGUGCUUGGAUUAAGUUCCAGAGAUGCUACUGUUUUUGUGGGAUCAUCUGUAUGUAGGGACCUCUUAGAUCAGAGUGAAGUUACUCUUGUUAUGUAAAUAUCCUUUUAUUAAAUCAUUUGAAAGCUGCUGGUGGUGUACAGUAUUAUUUCCCCCUCUUAAAAUUGAAGUUUAAACUCUACAGCAAAUGCUGGCAAGACUCCCACACUCUUUGGCAAAGGUUUCCCUCCCACAACUAUUCCAGGCAGAUUUUAUAACUUCAUAGCCUUGCUGUGUUGGAAGGCACACUGAAGUAACAGCAGGGACUUCGUUCUGAAAGAUUUGCCUUCCCUUCUGUGGGCUUUAAGCAGGUGUAGGCAAUUGGUGUUUGGAAACCAGCAUUAAGGCUAAAUUUGUGCAGCAUGGCCUUGUGGAUAUGAUUAGCAGGGCGAACAUCCUAAAUAUAGGAGUAUUUCCAGUGAGCAAGAAUUGUAUUUAUAAAAGAUUCCAUUUAUACAGUAAAUUGCAAAGGAACACAGUGAAUUUUGACAUAUUUCAAUUUUUGAGUCAGAAAACAGGAUUAUUUGUUCUCAUUUAACAAAUGUAAUUGAAUGGAUUAAAACUGAUCGUGAUUAUCAUACAGUGCAAAGAGAGAACAAGCUUGGCAACUUGGUUGUUUGGUAUAGCUAACAUUUAAAAUGCCAUAAACAAGCUUUUGAUGCGUCUGCAAAAUUGUCAGGCCGAUAUCUACCUAGCCAUGAGGGCUGACUUUUGACACCAGGAAGUUAGUAAAGCUCAACAUCAAUUCUGAAAUCAAAUUAUUAGAUAACUGGCCCAGAAGAGGGUAGAAAUCUAAGUGAUGAAUCAAGGUAGUUCUGGCCUUUGAAGUUUCCCGGGUGGGAGUCUGCAUUACAACCUAUGUAAACUGCUGUGUGCUUCCUUUUAGAGAGCUCAGCGUUACAUGCAAUGGAAUCGCCACUGGAACUGGAGAAAAUGCUGCUUUUUUCCAAAUUGCGGAAGGUAUUGAUGGUGCUUAAAAUGGCCUUGCUGAAUUGGACCAAAGUCCAUCAAUACCAGCAUUCUUUUUGCAGCAGUGGCCAGUUUCUGGGAGCUCACAAGCAGCACAGUGAGUGGCAUCCAACAUCCAAGUACGCUCUGAACAUGUAAGUUCUGUUUAGCUGCCAUGGCUAAUAAGUCUAUUCUUCAAUGGAAAUACCUAUUUUCAAACCCAUGUCUGCUGGUGAUGGUUGCCACAUCUUUUGGUUGUGGAUUCCAAAACUGCUUGUGUGAAGAAGACCCUCUUCUUCCUGUUAGUGGACAGCCUCAUGUGGACUGGGAAUCUGUAGAAGUUGAGUAGUUCCUCAGGUGCCAUUCUUUUAAAGUGUUGUGCUUAGAUUCUUGGUGAGGGUUCUGUGCAACUUCCACUUCUUUGAUACUUUGGGUGAAUUUUCUUUGGGGUUUUUUUAAAUAUACAAUACAAGGAAAGGUAGUAUAACUUGUUUGAGAGGGGGAUUAAAAUGUGCAUGUUAAAACACCACACUGGGCACAAGGUGGGUGUAGUUGGCAUUAGGAGUAAAAGAGAAGCCUGUCACGCUUAAGCAAAUUUAUUUCCCUUUGAAUUCUAUAGAAACAGUAGACUUCUGAAAGGGGCUAUGGGGCUUUACCAUCCUUUUUGUCAGCCGCAGCCCCACCUGACAGUGAUUCUCAUGCCAGGUCUUGAACAGAAAAAUAAAUGAAUCUCUGUUACUUAGUAUUUCUGUAGGGCUUCUAUAGAAUGCUUGGAGUAGCAAUGUGCCGCAUAUAACAUUUGCACAGUUACAGUCUUAAGACAUGGAAAGAAAGGGAGUAGAAAGGAAAUGGCAGGUGAGUUUGGGAAUUCCAAAACUAAGAGAUGGUUUCUUAAACAGGCAUUUCAACAGGCCAUUGGACUCUUGGAGGGGUAAGAGUUCCAUGUCACUGCGUUUCAUUCUUGUUCUUUUUGCUGGGAAGCCAAAAUGGACGCAUAACCAUGCCUAAUGAAUCUCCACCUGACUUCCCCUAUUUCCUUUGUUGGAAGGAAGCAAAAUAAAAGCAUUCCUUCCAGUAGCACCUUAAAGACCAACUAAGUUUGUUAUUGGUAUGAGCUUUUGUGUGCAUGCACACUUCUUGAGAUACACAGGAAGCAGUUCACAUAUACAGAGGAAUGCUUCUUUGGAAUGGACGCUCCAUUGAGGUGGAUGGGGCAUCUCUUACAAGCAUGAGUGAUAUAGAUGGGACUCUCCAUGCUGUCAACUGUAUCCAGAGUAUCUCGCUUUUUUCUUUCUGUUCGUUAAUGCAUUGUCUUCAUCCAAUUCAAGGAGCUUCCAUGAAUAGUAGAGGCUGAAUUGCUAAGGCCAGUUUCAUUUUCACAUCAAAAGAAUAUAUACUAUGGAAGGGUGUGCAGUCAUUCAUCAUGAAUUCUAUACUAAAUCUAUGCGGUUUCAUUAAAUUCACAGUUGGAGUUGCAUUUCUUUCAGCAUGGCGGAAGGUGGGUUCGUAAUUCUGACCCAAGUAGUUUAUAUGCUGUUACUUCUUCUUGGCCCAGCCUUCCCAGAAAGCAGAUACAGAAUGCCUUUCGUUCAGCCGCCUUGCCAAAUUGCAAGCUGUCAUCGCCUUUCAUAUGGGAUUGGACUGUGCAUAGGCAUGCAUGUGUAUCUCUGUGCUGAACUGUUACUUUGUGGGAGCACCGAAAAAGCACAAAAUAGAAUAUGUGCAGAAUUCAGUUCGCAGAUAACCCCCACUAAAAACCACGUGUCUGCCCAUUUGGACUGCAAACGAUAUGCUUAAAAGUUUGCAGGCAAUUCGUAUCAAAAUCUUACAAACCGGGGAACUAGCUUGAUUCCCAGUGGUCUGGAAUGGGGCUUUUAUGCCCUGCAUAGUUCUUUGUCUCUCUCACAUAACUAACAACAGCAGAAUAAUGUAUGCAAAAUGAGAAAUUAUGCACAAUUGCUGAAGGUACAUAUUUUGUACGAGGUGCAGUAUUCAGGGUGCUUUUUGGAGCAAAUCUUGAUCAUCACCAUUAUUUUGUAGUGAAGAGUAUACACGGCACUGUCUACGGAUUGUGGAUUCAGCGACUACUUAGGAUUUUUUUUCACCAUCGUUUGAGAAAGCUGAGUAUUUGUACAAAGAGUUUGGCAGGCGAAGCAAAUUGCUUUCCCAUUAUUGGGGUCAGAAUUGUAAGCAGUGUGCCAAGAACCAGAAAAGGGGGAGGAGCAGGUGAAGGGGCAAAUUGAAUGAAUGAAUUUUGUGAGCCCAGCAGGGCAGCCUUCGGUCUUUUCUAGUGAUACAGAAAAAAAUGGAAGAGCAUGGUGCUUCCAGGAGCAUCCUUGUGGGAGGGGUGCCUCUUUGGGGUGGCAUUUUCUUUGAAGCUGAAUGGAAGUGACCUCUCUUAUCCCCUUUCAAAUUUAACCAUUUGAACCCCAAGGAUGGAUGGCAUGUUGGCUGGGUUCCCAGUACACCUGUAAUCCUCCCCAGGCCCACAUCUAGUUCCGGCCUCCCCCUCUAGGAUAGCAGACUUGAGUACCUUCCAGCUGCCUACCCUGUUCAAUGAUGACUGAGCUUGCUUACUAUUCAGAUUCUUGUAUGAACAAAAUUCCCCCGUUCUUUCUUUAACGGGAAGUACAAAGAUGAAUAUGAUCAGAAUGGCAGUUUGCUUCCCAAUUAUACUCUUCUAAAAAUGGAACAUUUAAUAUAGCACUUCAUAGAAGAGUGUCUGAGUAUAGCCCUUAAAAAUAGGAUUUGUUUGAAGAAAUGAGCACACAAUUCUCACUUCCUCAUACAAAGCACACUAAUAAAAAACCAGUUUGGCUUAAAAAAUACUGUUGCAAAGUCCUUUAAAAUGAUCAUUUGUGUCGAUGCUGUGUUCUCUCUAACGCUGGGUGAUCCUGAUUAUCAUAAUUUACAUUUCUGUGCAAAGCUGUGUGGUAACUUAAGUUAAAAUUGUCGCUGUGACUGUCUCCCCACCCCCCACCCCACUUUUUAGCAAUGCAGGAAGACAUUACAGAAGGCUCCAAUGUUCAAUGGGGGAAUCUUUUGGGAUAUGUGUAGAAACUUUAUCCUCCGCUGUAAGCUUCUAGUCAUGUUCUCCUAUGCCAGCCUUUCCCAACCUGGUGCCCUUCUGAUGUUUUGGACUGCAACUCCCCUCAGUCCCAGAAAGCAUGGCCAGUGGUCAGGGCAACAUUUAGUUAAACCCACUGAAUCGGGAAUGGGCUUUUUCUCUCCUGGGAGUUUUUUUUAGCAUGCCUGGGGCAACAAUAGUUAGCAGCAGUCUGGAAAGCCAUUGUAGGACACUGAUAAAGAGCAUGAGCUGUGCGCCGGAAGGUGCAGUUCAAAUUUCAGUCAUGAAAUCAAGAUUUCUCGAUUACAGGGAUGAUAAUAAUACGAGUCUUGUCUUUUGGAAUAGUGCAUUGAUAGUUGUGGUAACAUACAUGAAGCAGCGAGGAAGCGGCCAUCUCCCAUAUAAAUGUAUGCAGAAUUGCAGCCCUUGCCUCUUAACAUAGUCUAGUUUCUUUUAAAAAAGGGAAACAAACUGGAGGAUGUGACUCAACCCAGUAGAAGGAAGGAAACAUUAACUGAAUGCAGGCAGAACUUGUGACAAGCCUAUUGCGGUGUGCAGUUUCUUCUGAACAUAGCUUGUUGCUUACAGGACCAAAAUCUUUCACUUGCCAGCAGUGUUCAAGAUGGUUGUUUAGUACAGCGGUAGGUAACCUUUCCCAGCCCUGCAAGCCAUAUUGAAAAUACCUUACGAGCUGCUCUUGCAGCCAACUUGGUUCUUUCAGUUGUGUGAUUGGCCUAGCUUGUAACUAAUAAGAACACACUUUCAGGGUGUUCUUAUUCUAGAAAGGUUAGCCUCAAUACAACACACGAGGCAGAGCUUGGGAGAUCUUGGAAUCUUGAUUUGUACAUUGUAACGGUUGCAAACUAGUUAAGUGGAGUUUUAUUUCCUCUUUGUGCUUGAUCCGUUAGUAUUUGUAGCGUCCUACUUUUAAUCCUCUGUGCAACAUGAAGUUUAGAAACGUGCACAUGUGUGCUUUCGUCUCAAAAUUUACAUGAAGCGGCAACCAUCAAACGCUUUGGAUCAUAGAAUCUUAGAGUUGGAAGGAACCCCAAGAGUCAUUGUAUAUAUUGUAAAGAUGUGUCUUUUUCCUCAGGCUGUCCCUUGACCCUUGUGGUUGGGCCUUGCUUUAUUUGCUUGAGUUUUCUGAAUUUUUAUUUGCUUUUAUAUGCUUUCCCACACUUUUAUAUUACUGUGCUGCUGUUUUUAGGUUUCUAUUUGUUUUAAUGAUACUGCUUGCUUUUUUAUAUUAUAUGCUGCUUAGAUAUUUUUUAAAAUAUUAAGUUGUUUAUAAAUGCCUUUCAAUAUAUAAAUGAAAUGGGGAAUUUUGGAAUGAUAAUGCUUACCUGUAACCCUAAGCAAAUAAGCCUUGGGCUUCACUUUUCAUUGCUCUUUGAGUCCUUUGUUUUGUGUUGUUUGCAUGUUUUGGUUCUUAAGCAUGUGGACUUGUCACCAAAGAACCUAUUAUCCAGAGAUGCGGUCAAACAAAGUGCAAGCUGCAGUUGCUGUUGUUUAAUGAACUGUGAGACUGUAUGUAUGGUGAGUGCACUCUUAAAAAUGCUGGAAUAUGCUGACGCUGAAGGGUAGUAUCUUUUUCCGUGCCGACUAGUUUUCUACUACGUAGAACAGCAUGGUUUUGCUACGCUUAGCUUUUCACAGUUGACUGGAGGCAAUGUAUGUGCAUGAGAGAAAGAAAGUAUAGUGUGUUCUUAACAUUUCAAGAUCCAUCUCAGUUUGUGAUUCAUACUGGUAUUUCUAUAUAAUUUUCCAUUGCUCACCAUAUUUAUGAUAUUCUCUUGUGGGUCUUGGAUAGAAUGAAAUCACGAGGCCCUGUCCUAUGAUCAUUAUUAGUCCAGUAUCAUGAUGGAUUAUAUUAUUAUUUUUCAUACUGUGAUUUCAUCUCAUUGCUGUUAUUAUUUACCUGAGUGCACCACAGACUAUUGCUUGCCUUUCUCCAUAGCUGGCUUUUUACCUAGCGAUGGCCCCUGGAAGCAAAUCUACAAAGCAAUAGUUUAGUAAGAGGAAUACGUCUGUUGCCUGCUGUCCAUCAAUAGUAGGUAGCUUAAACCAAACACAUGAAGCCAUCUGGCAUCCAUAUAGCUGCACACUAUGCCACUUCCUACCACAGCCUUUGUGUCUCUCAAAAACCAGCUUCUCAAAGUUAGAGACCUGCCAGAAGGGCAUUUGAUGCAGCACAAGGCAUUCUAGUCAGAAGAGGAAACCGCAGAGAUUUUUGUGCACAUAUGAAUGCAUGCAUGGAAAUUUAAAUACUGCUGUUCUGAGAUAUGGGGCUGGCUCAUUAGGUGCACCAAACCUUGUCUUCCAGGCCCGACAUAGAAUAUAUUGGCUGUUGAAGCUUGUCAUAUUCUGUUGAGCUAUCUGUUUCCUUGUCUUAGCCUAGGAUUUGCCAGCAUCUGGUUUGUGUGGCUUGUCAUGUCAUCCAAACCAAGAAUCUCCAAGCAAACCACAAGCAGUUACCAAGAUUUGGUGAUAAUAAACCAUGAGCCUGGAUUUGGAGAAAACUGCAUGCCAGACACACUGAGUGACAAGUACCAGGGGUUUGUAGUUUCAGGCACAACCAGUCAGUGGCAAUAAAAAUAUAAAGUGGGUUUCCAUUACUUUUUAUCAAUGUGCUAUUAAUUGGUAGAAAUAUAUAAUUGUUGAAAUAUUGACUGUUAUAUUCAAAAGUGGGAAAGGAAUUUUAGUACACCAUUGUCACUUUACAGCAAAAUGGAAACCCGACUAAACAAAGCUUACAGGAGAAGGUACUGAGGGCGGGAUGCACUUUCUGUGAGAGUGUUAGUCUAAAAUUGGAACAAGCUAGGGAGGAGGUAGAGUAUUUGCAGUGGCAUUCAGGAAUGUGGUUGCAGAAUAUAAGGCUGCAUUUACUCUGUGUAUUCUUCCUGCCUGCCUCCAAAAUUUCCAUCUCUCAUCGAUGGCUGUAUAAAGGGAAAACUCCACACCCUUGCAUUCCACCGCAUGUGUGGCCAGGCUUGCUCUUUGAGGAGAGUUGGUAGCUAUUAUAAGGCAGGCAGCAGUUUGCUAGAAGAAAACGUGUUUCAUUUUUAGGAAAUGGGCUGUCUUGGAUUACACAUACUACAAAUCUCAGUUUUUUCCUCCCUUAUGAAGGGUGUCCUGACAAUUUUGAUACCUCUGUGGGUCAGCCAGUCAGGGGGACUCAAACAUUAUUACGUAAAAUGUAUAUUUUUGUUUGUGAUGGCUAGUAUAUUUUAACUUUGAAAAUUGAAAGAUAAAUGGAUGUGAGGUGGAAAAUAAGGGUUGUGCAAACAAAGUCCCCAUACCAUUUCCUUGUGUGAUUCUUUUCUUCUGUAGUUGAUCAUGCCCGAAGCUGUGGGUCUUAACACAUCCUUCAUCAACUUUCCCAGGGCAGCACCUGUGGUUUUCUAAAUAUGACAGGGUUUACUUUGAUUGAGAGGCUUCUCAUUUUCCUAUCUUGAUAUUUCUUGCUUGAGUUGUCCAAGACCAAAUUCUACUUGGAAAGCAUUUUUAGUGCUCCUUUAAAGUUCUGAUGCUGACUCAGUAUUCAGACUAUAGGAAAGAGCUCUUACAUUUUGCAGGUGUGCCAAAGAGCAAUUGAACUGGUUUGCAGUUAAGCAAUACAGCAAGUCUUGCACAUAAUCCACUGCAGUGGUUUCAUUUACUUUCCUUGCUACUUCCUCUAAUUUUUUUAGGUUCCUUUAAAGUACUCAUCUGUGUACAAAAAAAAGUUUUAUCUUUGUGUCCUUCUGAAAGUGAGUUAUUUCUUGCAGUAGUAUGGAUUUCUGCAAAUGUGGCUGCUGUUGAUGAUCAUUAACUUCUUCUGGCAGCCAUCGACUUGAUUCCAUUAUGACAAGAUGCCUCCCCGUGCCUAAUUUGUCAGGCACAAUUCUAUUGGAGCAAUCUUCUGUUUUGUACUAAGUGGGCGAGGGACACAUCACCCUUCCUGAUCUCAUGCGUACAAAGAGGAAGAAAACUUUUGAAUACCGGCUGCUGGGAAUCGCAAGAGGGGAGAACACUGUUGCAUUUAGAUCCUGCUUUGGGGCUUCCCAUAGGCAUCGCAUUGGCCACUGUGAAAACAGGAUUCUGAACUAGAUGGGCCUUUGGGCUAAUCCAGCAGAUCUUCUGUUGUGUUCUUGUAAUGGAGUGGCGUCUGGGGUGUGUGUGUGUGUGUGUGUGUGUGUGUGCCCUUUUCAUUUGGCAUCCAAGCUUUUCUGGGGGUUUUUUAUGACAGCAACACACACACACAGUCUCUGAUUCUAAUUGCCUUCAAAAUUUGGUGUGAAUUAAUUGACUUCUUGUGCUCAACUCUUUGAAGGCAUUAUUAGAGUGUCUGCAGAAUGGGAGACUGACCUCUCCCUUCUCCCAAGUCCUUCAUGUGUGCUGGAGAAUUUGGAAGGGGGCAAACUUGUGACCAGUUACAAAUAAUGAUUGACUACAGAGGUCAGUCAAUAUUUGUGGGCUCCUAGUCAUUUGCAUCAAUCUUCUUCCAAGGAACUCAAGAGUUGUCAACAUAUGGUUCCUGGUUAGUCUUCAAUCCAGGUAACGUACAAGACCAGUCUUGCUUAACUUCAGUAAUAGAAUGACAUCAAGUGUGGCUAUAGACCAUUUUGCUGAUCUGCAAAGCAGUUAGGCAAAUUUACUAGUUAGGGAAAAAUCUCAUCUCCGUAAUGGGGUGCUAAAGAAAAAUGAUUUGUGAGCCAGUGAGUUUUUGUGGUGUUGAUUGUUCUUUGAUUUAAAAUACAUUCGUUGCUAACAUACAUGUGCAGUGCUAUCCUAGGACAUUCCAUCUUGUAUGGAGUUUCCAGACGGCUGGCAACAAAAUCGACUUUCAGAAAGCGGAUGUUGCACCAAGCCAUCUUUGAAACUGCCACACAUUUAUUUCAAGUCUGAUGAGAAAACUGAUUAAUGUGAGGGGGUUUUUUUCUUCCUAUUUUUGCAGCCAUCUACAUAGCAUAUUAUGAUGUUAGUAAUGUGUUGUAGGAGGAACAUGCUGGGAAAUAGCCAUUGCCCAGGCAGUGUUGUAAUGUUUUGAAGCUAAGGCAUGAAACUAAGAUCUCAAGGACUGCCACUUCCCAUAUGAACUGACCCUGUGAUCAUCAUCUGAGGCCCUUCUUCAUGUGCCCCUUUCAUGAGAGGUCCAGAGGGUGACAACACUAGAAUGGGCCUUUUCUGGGUAGUGUAUCAAUAUGAUGUGUUGCGAAUCACGAUGUGCAUGCGCACUAUGUUGAAAAUCACAAUGUGGGGAAAACCGUGAAGCCAGCCACUGCUUCUCUCGUGAUUCCUGCUGCCUCUCAGCUCUCCCCUGCCUCUUGCAGGGGCCAGUGAACCACAAGAGCAGAUGCUGAAGAAAGCAACCUAUCUGGGAACUUUCCUAAGUAAUAUAGACACCCACAAGCUCCUUGUUUUAAAUGCAGGCACCAGGCUGGUUGGUGGCUGAGAGAGAUGCUAGUCUGAAUUUCUUGCUAGGAGCACCUUUCCCCCUUCCAUUCUCUUUGGGCUCUCUCUGUUGGCACGGCCCUCCCAUGGGUGCCUCCUGAUACCCAGCUCCUCCUGAGACCCAAACCCCACCGGGGUCCCCUCAAGACCAGAAAGCCCUUUCCACCUUGCCUACCAAAAGCCCCAUGUUGCUGCCCUGUUGUUUAAAAAAAGCAAGCUUGCCCUGUUGUUUAAACCUCUUUCCUCCCUUCUCCUUUCUUUUUUUCCCUUCAAUUUUUUUUAUUGAUUUCCCACAUUUAUAACAGAUAUAACAUAUAAAACACACAAAGAAAAAGACAACACAAUACUAAAAAAAGAAAGAAACAAAAAUAUAAACACAUAUUACUUCUUAGACCCCCAUUAAUUUUCAUUGUUAACUGACUUCCUCGAAUCCCCCCAACUGAGUUUCAUUGAAUCACCUUGUAACAGUUCUCCAAUAUCUUCUUUCUAAUAAAAUUAACUCCUUCACUUUACUAUCUUCUUCUCUUUUCAUACUAAUCUAAAUCCAUAAUGUUUUACAGUUCAUUCUUUCCUCCCUUCUCCUUUCUCUCUCUCUCUGUGUCCGUGUCUCCCUCAUUUCUAUAUCUCCCUUCUCGCUUCUCUCCUUCUCUGUGUGCUGUUUCCACAGAGCCAAAUACCCGGCCAACUCCAUUAAAAGAAAAAGGGUUGGCCAAAAAAAAAAAAAAAUGAUUUAGAGGAAGAAGAGGGCCCGGCAGGUGAUGGAUUAGCACCAUUGUCUGUACUGGAAGCAGGAGGAGAGCUACAAAACUAUAUGGCUAUGCGAAGAGUGAAUUUUGAUGCAUUCCCUCUGAUGUGGUGAAAGGCACAAGAGGCAUCCUUCCCAGUGUUGAAGUCGCUUGUAAAGAGGUUUUUAGCUAUCCCAGGAACAAGUGUGCCAUGUGAAAGUGUUUUCAGCAUGGCUGGCAAUGUUCUUCAAAAGCAAAGGGUGUUUCUCUUACUAGAGAAUGCUGAAAUGCAAAUUUUUCUGGCAUUUUUUUUUUAAUUGUCUAAGAUUUUUUUUGUUCCGUAAAUUUUUAUCCAUUCUUUCUAGUUUGGCCUGGUAUAGAAAAUUGACAAUCAGUCAAAAGAACUGGUGGUGUGGGAUGUAUACAUGUAGUCAACUAAGACCCCAUAGUGAAUUAUAUUUGAAUAUCUAAAAGUGUGGCACAGAAUUGGCUUUUUUCUUGUUUAGUAAUGUAAUUAAAUUUUUAGAAAACAUUCUCUCACCUUACCUUGGAUAUCUACAGCUUUUAAUUUUAGAGAAAAUGUGCUAAUUUAAAAAUGAUCUGUACGUUAAAAUAACAGUUGUAGCAAUAUGUUAAAGAUAAUUAAAACUUUGUCAUUUUUAGUUCCCUAAGUAGUAGCAGUUGCCAGGACAUUGUCCCGUUCUUCUCUGCAUAGUUCCAUCCUCAUUCCAUACAUUGUGAUAUACAGUGGUACCUCGGGUUAAGUACUUAAUUCGUUCCGGAGGUCCGUACUUAACCUGAAACUGUUCUUAACCUGAAGCACCACUUUAGCUAAUGGGGCCUCCUGCUGCUGCCCCGCCGGAGCACGAUUUCUGUUCUCAUCCUGAAGCAAAGUUCUUAACCUGAGGUACUAUUUCUGGGUUAGCGGAGGGUCUGUAACCUGAAGCAUAUGUAACCUGAGGUACCACUGUAUUGGUGUAUCACGAUAUUUACCUGGUGAUAUAUCUCCAUGUUGAAAACCAGACAUCACCCACCCUACGGCGGUGGUUCUACAUUUGUGGAAUGCUCUCCCCAGGAAGACUAGCCUGGUACUUUCGUUACAUAUCUUUGGGUGCCAGGCAAAAAGAUUCCUCUUCUCUCAGGCCUUUGGCUAAUUAAAACAAAUUGAUGGUCUUUUAAAUGGCGUGUGUGUGGGGUUGUUAUUUAUUACUAUACUAUGCAUUUUUGUGUUUUCAUAUUGUACACUGCCCUGUGGUAACCUCAGCUGAAUGGCGGUAUAGAAAUUUAAUUAAUAAUAAUAAUAAUAAUAAUAAUAAUGUUGUACUGGGACAGACUGACCACCUCCUUCUCUCCUUCAAGACAUAAUGAUUUGGGAUGGGAAGGGCCUUAGCAUCUGUGGUGCCCAGUGCCCAUGCCUCUAAAAGAAAUCUGCUUUUCAAGUAUUCCCAGGUUGAUUACAGACAAAUAAAUAUAGAAAAUUGGUAAUGUGAUAUCCUUCUGUAGAAGGAUCACGUUCCCUUGGUGCAAGACAAUGCAAAUUGUCAGUUUAUACAAAGCUCUUCAUGCAGGAGAACAGAAUGUCAGUAGACGUCAGAUCUGAAAUGUCAGCAUGCUUGAUGGAGUCACUAAGCAGUUAUUCUGUGGUUUCCUGGGAUAGUGGGUAGAGGGGGGGGGAAUACAGUUCACUUCCUUGUUCAUUUCAGACAUUCAAAAUAGUGCUAGUUUGAAUGUCUGUAUGAAGGCUCUGAUGUCCUCCCACCCCUUUAUUUUGCAUUAUUCAUCUUUAAUGAGGAACAGGGAUUUCUUGGUUGUGACUCUGGGACUGCAGAAUAACUUCAAGUGGUGUGGUUUUGUACCCCAGUCAUGGCCUUUUGGGCAGCUAAACGAAGACCCAUUUGCACAGGGAGGCCUUUGGGCAAUAAAUGAUGAAGACUUUUUCUGAGCUGCUUAUGAUCUAGAAUUUGCUUUAUGACUAUUUUAACGUACUGCAGAUACUAUUUUAGUUGGCUUUAUUGUUCUUGGGAUACUUGAUUUUUUUUUUUUAAAAAAAAACCCCUAUGGGAAUGGAGUUUUCCAAUUGUGGUGAUGGGGUGCGGGGCUUUGGUUGUUGAAUUUCAGUAUAGGAUUGAGUUGGGGCUAGGAAGUCCAUCCUAGAAACUGUGCAGAGAUCAGACCCACCUCUGACCAGAGGCAGCUGUUAUCAGAAAUCUCCUGCUGAAUCUUUAGCAGACGGGUUCAAACUUUAGUUCCGUUGGCGAAAAGGGUAAUUAAGUUCCAGUUGAUGUAGUUGCUGUUUUCCCUUGGGGUAACCCCAGAAAUCUCUGUUAAUAACUGGCUGAUGUAAUUACAGGACUGCUACACAUGGCAAUGUACAUUCUACCUGUGUUGAUUUUGGUUUGACUGGUACUUGUUUGUUUCUUUCAAGCCAAGCAUUACUAAAGCAGCAUAAAAAUUUACUGAUUAUGGGAGAAGCUUUUGUGGACUAUACUUUUUAAGGUGCCCCAAGACCCUUUACUGAUAUACAGUGAUAUACAAUGUAUAUCCAGUGGUACCUCUGGAUGCGAAUGGGAUCUGUUCCGGAGCCCUGUUCGCAUCCUGAAGCGAACGCAACCCACGUCUGUGAGGGCGCGGGUCGCGAUUUGCCGCUUCUGCACAUGUGCUUGACGUCGUUUUGAGCAUCUGCACAUGCACGAGCGGCGAAACCCGGAAGUAACGUGUUCUGUUACUUCUGGGUUUCCGUGGAGCGUAACUUGAAAAUGCUCAACCUGAAGCGUAUUUAACCAAAGGUAUGACUGUACUGAUAUACAAUGUUAGUCAUACUGGCAGUAUGUAAGAUCUAUUGGCAUCAGUUGACUUGACCCAUUGAAAUGAAUGGGCCUACUCUGUGACUUAGUUGGUUAUCACCCUUUGUUGCUUUGCUGUAAGAGACUAACAUAGAAACCAUGCAACCUGACUUCCAGGCUUUCUUAUAAGAUUGGUGCCAUCUUCUUCUAGGAACUGCAAAGGAUGGUGCAUGGGUGCUUGGGCACUACUUACAAAAUUCAAAGAGGAGUGUCCACAAUUUAAUCUUUUUUAUAUCUUACAGCUUGAUCCCCCACCUCUGGUCCUAUACAAAUUAAACUAUAUUCAGACUUUGACUACAACUCCAGAUUUGCUCAGCCUCCAGAGGCUGAAUUAAAUGCUUUUCUAGGUCAUGCCUGGCUCAUGUAUCUGUACUUGGCCAUCCUUGUGUUGUAAGCAAGUUAAGUAAUCUUGGGACAGGUGGGCUGUCCUCAUGAAUCAAAUAGUAGGUAGUUAAUUUCUCCUGUUACUCUGUUACCUUUUGAUGUUUUGUGCCCUUUUCUCUCUCAUUUGCACACUGCUUUUUGAAUAAAUAAACUGAUGGCCAUGCUUUUUAUAAUAUGUUAAGGAACUCCCUGGCCUUACUUUUUAAAAACCAGAGUAGAGAAACUAUGAUCUAAUAUGGAUGGGCCCAUUAUGGGUACAGUAGAGCAACAUAUUUUAAUUACUCAUUUUUUCCUGAUCAUAAAACAGAUAAACUAGCACAUAGUGUGUUUAAUCUCAGCUGGUUGUGGGAAUUGUACUCUGUGUUUGUGUAUCUAUUUAAAUUUGGGAUAUCCAACAUCACAUUAAGACUUCUCCUCUCAAUCUCCCUGUGCCCCCAUCUGCUGUGGAGGGUUCCCUAACACUGCAAAACAGAUUUUGGGAAGGGGAAAUCUGUUGUGCAAGAGGGCUGACAAUGCUUUAUGUCACCCAUAUAUUUAAAUAUUUUAUUAGAUUUGGUCACCUGGAAUUGGUUAUACUUACUUCUCUGAGUGACAAAUACCAGUAUGUUUUAGGCUGGGUUGUCUAGUUUUUCAUAUGUUCUAUUCUUUCAUCUUUUCAGGUUUCACAGAUAAGCUGCUACGCCUGCCUUUUAAGGAGUGAGAGUCUACAGAAGUUUCAAGACAAUAUUGUCACCUGGUAAGCGUUUGUUAGAUGUUCUUGCCUAUAAAUAUCUUUUUCCCACUCUUUGUGAGAGACUUUGAUUUUUACUGUUCAAAGCUACACAUAAGCUUGCUACCUUACUUGCAACCAUUCCUUCUAUGUGGGGGCUGGAUUACUGUUUCCUAAAAGGGAAAAAAGCACGAUAUAUCUUAUGCCUGGAAUUUAAAGGUAUAUCUGCCUUCAUGCCAAUUUAAGAAGCAGGGAUUCUUACAAAGAAUUCUGGGAAAUUAAGGUUGGUGAUAAUGUAGAUUCUGCCUUCCACAAAUUUUUAGAGUUGUAUCAGAAGCUGUAUGUGUGGACUUUUGCACAUGCAAGAGGACUUUCCUCUUGUCUCCCUGCAUGCCCCCAAAAUCUGCUCCAGGGGGUUCUUAAGACUAGAUUUUUAGGAUAUGUUGAAGGAGAGAAGGGGGUUGUUCUGUAGCAUGAAUAGAAGUAUUGUGCUAGCGGAAUGACUAAUGUUGGAUACAACACUUUAUUUCCAGGGUUCCUUGGUGAGAGGAUGGACUAUUAAUUUAGCAAUCCUGUUUUGACAGCAGAUACAAACCAUGGUUUGCUCUGUUCGGAUGUAAUGACAAACUGGUUUCUGUGAAAUAGAUUACCUACUGGUGAGCUUUCAGACCACCCUCUGGAAUCGUGAUACAAAGACCAUUUUGUAAAAUAGCCAAACUGUGGCAAGUAGCCUUGCCUGUGGCAAAUUAAGAUUCCCUUUGAGCAGCUGAGCAAGAAAGCUCUUGAAAAAAUGGAAGAAUACACUUUCUUUUUUCUUUCAGGCUAUUGGUAAUGCCACAGAUUACCAACAUAGGUUUGUUUGGGCAUUCAGACUAGUGCAUAUUAUUAUGGGCUAGGAAUUUUUGUAGACCUGUUUGUCAAGUGUGAUGAAGAAUGGGCACACUCAUUCCUCCAAAUGUUACAAUUUCCAAAACAUAUUUCCUGGUGAUUUGGAAGGUUGGUUUUUUUUACUCUCAAGUUUCAGCUGCUCAGGUAAGCAGGCCAGCUCCCAGCUUGUGCAGGAUUAGCAGUCUCUUUGCCCAGAAAGCAAAGCAGUAGCUGUCCAAGGAAACCAGGACAGUCUUUGGGUUUUCUGGCACAGCAAAACUGCCCCCUGCCAGUCUUCACAAAUGAAAUGAGAAAACACUGAAAUACAUGAUGUAGUAGAACAUGGUCAUUUUCUGUGGUUUAGCAUUCACAGUGGCUGUUCUCAAGAAAUACUAAUGAUGGCAAUUGUUUACAGUUGACAUGUCCAAAUUGUUGGUGCUUUUCUGACUAAUGAUGGGUUUCUGAUUGGGCCCACAUCACUGAACGGUGGUGAACUGUGAGGUUGUCUUUUCCCCCCUUGCAUGUUCAGUUACUUGUGACAAGGUAUUUGUUACCUUGUAAUACUGAAUUUUAUGUUUAAACCUCACAAGCUAAGAUGAAGCAUCAGAUAUGUCAGUCCCUUAGUCAACAAAUUACUUGUAAUAGGGCCUCUGAUUCCAAUUGAGAGGACUUGGAGGCUUGGUAACAUUGGCUCCACCUGCUGACUCACCUGCUGUUAGGCAGCUCCUGUUAACCUACUCUCUCUCUCUCUCUCUCUCUCUCUCUCUCUCUCUCUCUCUCACACACACACACACACACACCCCACUAUCUGAAUAGCAACUGUGGCGUUAGCAGAAUUCUUGCCAUAUGCAUUGCAGCUGCUCCCACUUGUUGCAUAUGUGUUUUGGAUUCUACCCAGGAGCGAGCAGCUGAAGUGCAUAGUAAGGAGAGAACUCCGUUGGAGCCUCUGUUGCAGUUCAUUUUGGAAGGGACAGGGUCAAUGAGCCCAUCGCCUAUAGGUUGUUUCUGUGCGAUCAAGCACUUCAUAUGCACAAAGCCCUCACCUCCUUGGGACCUGGGACUUUGAUCCUCUGGGGUCUGAAUUUGGCUAUCAGGCCCCACAUUUCUUAUGCUUAUCUGAGUAAGAGAGAUACUCAGAAAGUGUUCAGGGGCAUUAAGGUUGUUCUCUGCUCUUUACUCGGGAGCAUUUAGUCACUGGGAAGUGUUUGAUUAGGAACUGGUUAUAUUGAUACUUUCAAACUAUUUUUCCCCCUUAAUUUUUUAAAAUAAAGAGAUGUGGAUACUACUGAAAAUAGGCUGGUAUUUAAGCAGGGGCUUAAAUACACUGCAGUGGUACCUCAGGUUACAGGCGCUUCAGGUUACAGACGCUUUAGGUUACAGACUCCACUAAACCACAAAUAGUACCUCGGGUUAAGAACUUUGCUUCAGGAUGAGAACAGAAAACGCACGGCGGCAGCGCAGCAGCAGCGGGAGGCCCCAUUAGCUAAAGUGGUAAUAAUAAUAAUAAUAAUAAUAAUAAUAAUUUAUUAUUUAUACCCCGCCCAUCUGGCUGGGUUUCCCCAGCCACUCUGGGCGGCUUCCAAAAGAAUAUUAAAAUACUGUGAUACAUCAAACAUUAAACGCUUCCCUUAACAGGGCUGCCUUCAGAUGUCUUCUAAAAGUCUGGUAGUUGUUGUUCUCUUUGACAUCUGGUGGGAGGGCGUUCCACAGGGAGGGCGCCACUACCGAGAAGGCCCUCUGCCUGGUUCCCUGUAACUUGGCUUCUCGCAGUGAGGGAACCGCCAGAAGGCCCUCGGUGCUGGACCUCAGUGUCCGGGUAGAACGAUGGGGGUGGAGACGCUCCUUCAGGUAUACUGGACCGAGGCCGUUUAGGUUACCUCAGGUUAAGAGCAGUUUCAGGUUUAGAACGGACCUCCGGAAUGAAUUAAGUUCUUGGAAUCAUAGAAUCAUAGAGUUGGAAGAGACCACAAGGGCCAUUGAGUCCAACCCCCUGCCAAGCAGGAAACACCAUCAGAGCACUCCUGACAUAUGGUUGUCAAGCCUCUGCUUAAAGACCUCCAAAGAAGGAGACUCCACCACACUCCUUGGCAGCAAAUUCCACUGUCGAACAGCUCUUACUGUCAGGAAGUUCUUCCUAAUGUUUAGGUGGAAUCUUCUUUCCUGUAGUUUGGAUCCAUUGCUCCGUGUCCGCUUCUCUGGAGCAGCAGAUAACAACCUUUCUCCCUCCUCUAUGUGACAUCCUUUUAUAUAUUUGAACAUGGCUAUCAUAUCACCCGUUAACCUCCUCUUCUCCAGGCUAAACAUGCCCAGCUCCCUUAGCCGUUCCUCAUAAGGCAUCGUUUUCAGGCCUUUGACCAUUUUGGUUGCCCUCCUCUGGACACGUUCCAGUUUGUCAGUGUCCUUCUUGAACUGUGGUGCCCAGAACUGGACACAGUACUCCAGGUGAGGUCUGACCAGAGCAGAAUACAGUGGCACUAUUACUUCCCUUGAUCUAGAUGCUUUACUCCUAUUGAUGCAGCCCAGAAUUGCAUUGGCUUUUUUAGCUGCCGCGUCACACUGUUGGCUCAUGUCAAGUUUGUGGUCAACCACUGUACUUGCUUUCUUUAAGAGCUCUUAAGGAUCUUCAAUGCACAAUUCAGUAUUGUAGUAGCCUCUUCGACCUCUCAGUGGCUUUUGAUACCAUUGACCAUGGUAUCCUUCUGGAGUGGCUGUUGAAGUUAGGGGUAGGUGCCACUACUUUGUGGUGGUUCCGGUCUUGCUUGGAUGGUUAUUUCUGGAGGGUGACACUGGAGGAGUCUUCUUCAGCUCUGUGGAACCUUCAAGGUGCUGUUUCUUCAGAUCUUCUCCCUUUUUCUUUAGAGGUGCUUGCAUGGGUCUAUAUCCCCCCUCCCCAAGUUGAGAGAGAAGAUGCAUGAACUGUGAUGUGAAAUUUUACUGGAGAUGGUUUCACAUGUUCUUCUUUUAUGUUUUUAGAUUGGGAACAAAAACAGAGAAGCACUGGCUAUAGGUGAGAAUUUCAUUUUCUCUCUCUCUCUCUCUCUCUCUGUGUGUGUGUGUGUGUCUGUGUGUCGCACCCAGGUUUUGGCUAAGGCAGCCUUCUCCAUCAGGGUGCCCUUCGAAUGUUGUUGGGCUACAACAGCUGUGACCAUUGACUGACCAUGCUAACUGGGGGCUGGUGACAGUUGUCAUCCAAAACAUGGAGGGCCCCAGGUCCCAAGACUGGCCUAAGGGAACUAAAUCACUGUGUAUGUUGUUCACAAGUCACUGCUAUGCAUAAUGCUAACACACAUUAGAAAUCCUUUGGAUAGAAAGGCAGGAUAUAAGCACUGCCCUGCUCCUUUUCAGGAGUAUUGGCACAGGUGUUCACGUUUUAGUGCUUCGAAGGUAUCAUCUUAAAGGGCACACAAAUAUUUGGUCUGCACAAAAAUAUUGUCUUCCUAAAUAUUGAUACAAGUUUCACACGAGCUGCAGUCAUCUGUGUGUGCAAGUGUCCGCUUUUUGUUAUAGUUUUCUAAUGAAGUUUAUCACCUAAGAAACCAUCUUGGUUUUGGUAGUACCCAUAAACUGGUAUGAGAGAACUUUAUAGGAUGUCCCUAGUGAAAGAAAGUUUUUUUCCCCCUGAGAUACUAGACAAGAAUACUAAAAUGCUCUCAUUUAUUUCAUGUCCUUUUCUUCUUUUUCUGUAACGUGCUUUUGAAUAACAAAAGUGACCACCCCAAUGUAAUAGGCCUUACUCUUCAGUAGUUGUGUAUAGGAUUAUUCUGUUCAUCAGUCACAUACUUUAUAAGACAAGCAGUCUAAAUACUGGGUUCAAUAAAUAUCCCGAUGCUGCAGUUAUUGCUGAAGCUAAGCAACUGUGGGGUGUAAUCAGUUACCUGGAUUGGAGACCCUGGGGAGACCCAGAAAAAAUGGGUUAGGAGUAUAGUAAUAUUUAGUAUCUAUUUAAAUACAGUUUAGAUCAGAGCUUUCCAAACUUUUCAUGUUGGUGACACACUUUUUAGACAUGCAUCAUUUUGAGACAGAUUAAUUCAGUUUUACAGUGGUACCUCGGGUUACAAACACCUCGGGUUACAAACACUUCAGGUUACAGAUUCCGCUAACCCGGAAGUAGUACCUUGGGUUAAGAACUUUACCUCAGGAUGAGAACAGAAAUUGCAUGGCGGCGGCGGGAGGCCCCAUUAGCUAAAGUGGUACCUCAGGUUAAGAAUGGUUUCAUGUUAAGAACGGACCUCCGGAACGAAUUAAGUUCGUAACCAGAGGUACCACUGUACUUGCAAACUGGGGGUUAAACUAGCCCCUUUCCAGUCCCAGAAGGAGUGCAGGCAAUGUUCCUGUGACACACCUACACACUGCAACAGACACACUAACAUGUUGCAAUACACAAUUUGGAAAGCUCUGGCUUGUAUGUCCAUAAGCCUUUUCCCUGCUUAGUUUUACCUUGAGUCCCCCCCGCCCCCAGCUGCUUUCAUUAUUAUAAAUAUUGCACAACAUGUUGAUAUCAAUUUCUCCUCACUGUGAAGAGUUUCUAAAAUGCAUUCACUUUUGACAGCUUUUCAGAGAGAACCAUUAAGAAGUAUUAUUCUAUUUGCAGCCUGACCUCUUAAAUUAUGUAUUACUUUGGGCAACAUGAGCUGGCAUACUUAAAAUCGACCACUAGAUGUCAGCAGUACAAAAGAGAAUGCUGAAUGAUGGGGUAGGAAUGACAAACAUGACUCGGAAGAAAAUUCAUAAAAUAUUUUUUCAUGUUCACAAUAAAUGUAUAAUUACGACAGUCACGUUCUUUCCAGUCUUGUACGUGUGUAGAAGUUAAUUUCAGUAUCUCCUAAAAUCUGUUUCUUAUGUCAUCUCUGGUUACGUUGACUUUAGAAAAGAGAAUCUCAGUCUCCUGAAUAAAAGUGUAUCUAUAAGAUUUUGCAUUGCCAAAGCAGAGGGUUGGAUUAGAUUAUCCUCAUGGCCCCUUCCAACUAAAUGAUCCUAUGAAAAGAUCUCCUUUAUCAAUAUGCAUUAAUAGAUAGCCGUACCUCUGCUUAUGUAUUACUCUGGAUAUGUAAACUUCGGGAUGCAAACGUGGCAAAUCCGGAAGUAUUUUUCCGGGUUUCGCCCCAUGCGCAUGCGCAGAAGCACUAAACUGCACCAUGCGCAGAAGCGGUCCUCUGGUUGCGAAUUCCUCGGGAUGUGGCCAGACCUCCGGAAUGGAUCCCAUUCGCAGCUGGAGGUGGUACUGUAUAUGGAGAUUGCUAAACUCAGCUCUAUGAAUAGGAAAGGGAAAGGAAAACAGGUUAUCUUCAGGUGUCCAGUCUUUUCUGCUGUUACAUAAUGUUCAAUGCCAGAGAAGCUUCUGGGAAGGGAGGAGGCAAACAGUGGUUUGGUCCCAGCAAGGCUCCUGUAGGAGGCCUCACUGUCGCAAAAAGCUCUAGUGGAAUGGUGGCUGAUAGAGUUGUAUGUUAUGGCUUGAGUAGACCUCUCCAGAUCCAAGCUGUUGCUUGCCCCUUAGUUUAGCAGAGGCAAAACAGCAGUAGACUAGAAUCGGAUGUUAUUAACUCAUGUGACCCAAAAUUUGAAGCAUGAGGAGAGAAAAGCAAUGCAAUUCUAGAACCAGCAUGGCAUAAUGGUUGUAGUAUCCGACUGGGACCAGAGACACACAAUUUUAAGUCUCCACUCAGCGAUGACGCUCUCUAGGUGACAGUAACUAACUCUCUGGUGAACCUAUUUCAAAGUGUGACUGUAAAGAUUAUUAUGACUAUUAUAUAUUGAAUUUAUAUACUGUCCUAUACCUGGAGGUCUCAGGGCGGUUCACAGAACAAAAUCUAAAUAUAAAAAGACAGAAUAUAUAAUCAAAAUAAAAACUCAAUACCCCCCCACCCCCCAUUUUCAAAGGGCAUAGGAUGUUAAUCAAAUCAACCAAAGGCCUAGUUAAAAAGGAAUGUUUUUACCUGGUGCCUAAAGGUGUGUAAUGAAGAUGCUAGGUGAACUUCCCUGGGGAGAGCAUUCCACAGACGGGGAGCCACUGCAGAAAAGGCCCUUUCUCAAGUUGCCACCCUCCAGACCUCUCGAGGAGGAAGAAGAAGAAGAAGAGUUUGGAUUUGAUAUCCCGCCUUUCACUCCCUUUAAGGAGUCUCAAAGCGGCUAACAUUCUCCUUUCCCUUCCUCCCCCACAACAAACACUCUGUGAGGUGAGUGGGGCUGAGAGACUUCAAGGAAGUGUGACUGGCCCAAGGUCACCCAGCAGCUGCAUGUGGAGGAGCGGAGACGCGAACCCGGUUCCCCAGAUUACAAGACUACCACUCUUAACCACUACACCACACUGGCUCUGGAAGCACGUGAAGAAGGGCCUCAGAAGAUGAUCUCGGGGUCUGGGAAGGUUCAUAAGGAGAGAGGUGGUCCUGGGCCGUUAAAGGCUUUAUAGGUCAAAGCCAGCACUUUGAAUUGGGCCCAGAAACUAUUUGGUAGCCAGUGCAGUCGGACCAGGAUUGGUGUAAAAUGCUUAAACCACCUUGCUCCAGUGAGCAACCUGGCCGCUGAAUUCUGCACUAGCUGAAGUUUCUGAACCAUCUUCAGAGGCAGUAAUCUAACCUUGAGGUUACCAGAGCAUAGACACUAGUAGUUAGGCUAUCCCUGCCCAGAUAGGGGCGUAGCUGGGCCACCAUCCGAAGCUGAUGGAAGGCACUUGAAUGUACAGGAGGAGAACCAUGUGCGCAGACUUGGGAACCUUUGGAGGAAAGGUGGCAUUAAAAUAAAAUAAUUGUGGUGCAUUCUUUGGAUUUGAUUUACGACACAGUAGUGAAAAGGAAAACCAAAGCCUAGUCUGUGGCCCCUGAUUCAUAACAUUUUCAGGCAUUAAUCCAACUACAGUACUUACCAGUCAGCAUAAUAAAAUAAUGCUCACACUAGGGAUCAAACCAGAUGUGACAGGGCCAUAGUGAUGUAUCUUCCCUAUUUGCUUAUUAUUAUUAAUGUAUGUUUAUCUUGGUCUUCCUCCUGAAGGAGCCUAGGGCAGCCACACAACAUCUCCGUUUUAAUUUUUUUUUUAAUUGUCUCUCUGUGUGUGUUUCAAUCUGCUUUCUUUAUCUGAAAAGCAGCAUUGGGUGCGAGAACAAACCUCCAUUGCCAUCUCUUAUUGCACUCUGCUGCUUUUAAAGCUCAUUUUCUCCAGCCCAUUUCCAGUACUGAGUUGAGGAGGCGAAAAAUGACUUAAAAGUUGAUUUCCCUCCCCUCCCUUGUGCCCUCCAUUUUAUGUAAAGAGUACACCCUCCCCCUUUUUGUAUAGGCGUGGAGCAGGCAUUGUAUAAAAAUCCACAUGGCUUGCCCUGUCACAUCCAGUUUGGCCUGGAGAUGAUGUUUUAGUGUGUUUGGAAGUAAUUGUGAGUUUCUAUAUUCUCUUUGCUAUUAGAUUCAGCUUCAUCCUCUCCAAAUGAUUUUUUUAAAUCCGGAUCUCUUGCUGGAAAAGGAGAGCACUAGUAGCUCACUUCGCAAGACUGCUUUCUGUGCAUUGCUUUCAUAAGUAGCAUGCUUGUAUAUAUAAAGAGAACCAGUUAGCUGCUCAGUUUAGGAUGUUGCCUGUUGCUAAGGGCCAUUUUACCUGACUAAUCUUAUCUGUGUUAAGAAUCUCUUCUUAGCCUGCAGCUCAGAGUUGUGGCAUGCUAAGAGAGGAUGUUACCAAAUCCUGUUCCCCUUAGAUGCCCGGCAAUUAGUCCUUUUUAUUUCAGUAUUCAGAUUGACUUGCUUGUCUAAUUUCCUGGACCUUUCAAUGUCAUGCAGCCAGCGCCUUUGAAUUUUGUGCUAAAAAUAUGCAUAUUUUAAGGAAUGCAUUAUGCAAGUCAAGCAGGUUUGCGCAAAUUAAGUUUGCACGCAGUCACUGCCAUGUUGUUUCCAGUAGGAGUAAAUACUAAUCAGUUAAUUAUUUAGAACUGGAAAAACUUAGUGAUAAUUGUCGUAUGUUUGAAGUUAUAUAUCACCAUUCUAACUUAACAGAGCUGUGCAGCUUGAAAGCUACAGAACUCUGUAGCUUGUGUAUUGUUAGAACAGAGCCUUAUUCCAUUUUCACAGAUUGUAAUAUCAUAGAAUUAUAGAGUUGGAAGGGUCACAGUGGUCAUCUAGUCCAGCCCCCUGCAAUGCAGGAAUCUUUUGUCCGUUGGUACUCAAACCCAUAGCCCUGAGAUUAAGAGUCCCAUGCUCUACUGACUGAAAGGAAGAGGAAACCACAGUAGUGGUGUGUUACCUACGGCUGAACAGUUUUAUGCCGCUUUAAAAAAUAAUACUCAAAACAGCUAAUACAAGUGGCACUAAAAAACAUGACAAAUGACUAAAAAUAACUUUAAAAGCUCCUUGCAACCAAAGCACAUCAGUUUAACAAACAACCUCAAACUACUUUUAUUAAAACACAGUGUUAGGUGCAAAUGGUUGGGUCCAUAACUCUCUCAUGAUGACAACUGGAUCAGGGCCUUAGUUGCUUUUUUGCAGGGAGGGGAGAAUUUCUGUGUGAUUCCAGUUUAUUCUGUACAAGUUUUAACAGGAUUAUCUCCAAACAGACAUCUGCUGGCCCAGUGGGAGUUCACCUCCCUCUCCCCGCCUUGCAACCCCCACAAGCCUCCAAACUCUGCGCUGGAGGUUGGGGUACCCACAGACAAAUACCGGGGGGCUGCAGUGGGAGGAGCGAAAGGAGAAAUCUGCUUUCAUAGCCUUGGAUUUCACUCUUUAGCUUAAGUCUCUUGAAACUCUGCUCCUUUGAGAAUUAAUAGGAAAAAAGCACAUUGUAGAAGUCAUGCCUCCUUCCGUGGUUAGAGAAUUAGCUCUAAAAUCAUGCUAUCUUUUCCGGUCUGAUUUAUCGGGAUGUUCUUUUAUUGACUUUGAUCUUCUGCAUUGUUUUUUUCCAAGCGAAAAAGCACAACAGUCCCCCCCCCCCAAAAAAAACUCGUCAGUUCUUGGCGGUGAGGAAUUCUGUAUCUCUGCUUGUUCCUCCAUAAAUAUUGAAAACGAGGGAGCGAGGUUACCACUCAGUGAGCCACGAGUCUUGUUCACCAGUUGGGAACAAAAUAGUUAUUAACCUACUCUUACCCCUGAGGGGAAUCAUCUCUGGUUCUUGGGAAUUUCUAUUACAUCCCGUAAUUCUCUUUCGUUUUAUCUCGACGGAGCCCAAGCUGAAAUGUGCCUGGGAUGUUUUCAGAAUGAAGGCCAUGCGUGCCAGUGUUGUUUUGAAAAUAUGCCUGGGCUUUCCGCCUGUCUGAAUUUGACAUGGCUCUCUGCAUCAGACAACCCCAUAAGGCUGUAAUGGGCAGAGUCAUUGUAAUCAGAUGUGGCAUCCCGUAUGUCUUAUUCUGUGAAAGUAGGUCAAGUUGGAAGCAGCCUUUCUCCGUGAUUCCCACAACCUGGUUCCACAGGGCCUGAGAGAGCUGUUUGCUGAUACCAUAGAAACCGCUGGGAGGCAUUAGGAGACGCUAAGCAAGGGCAGUCAAGAGUCUUUAGUACACAACCACUAGAAACCGAAGCUGGCAAAAAGCAUUUAAAUUUGAUGCAUUAUUUUUAGGCCCUGGAAGGGAUCCUCGGUGUAAUAAUCUGCUCUGACUAGUGGUGUGGCUUCACACGGCUGCAGGCGUUAAACGGGCUGCAGUUCCUCGAUAGAAUAGCAUCAGAUACUGAAAGUGAGCCCAAAGAAAUAGACAAAAGCUAAGGAUUAAAGUUAAGUAGACACAUGUGUUUUGAGCUUAAGGGGAGGGGGGAAGAAUAAGCAAGCCUUUUUUGAUUUUUUUUACAAACAGGAAUUAUUUACAGUCCUUAGAAACUAUUCUUUAAUAUGUGGCAUUCACAUAUUUCCCCCCUCUGUUACUGAACAUCAGCAAAGGACUGUUCAACUUGAUGAGAUAUGAAAAGAUGUCUCUGCUCAUUCUAAUUGAUUUCUCAAGUGGCAUCAAAAAAGGAUGAUACAGUUCAUUGCAAUUAUUUGUACCAGUGCACUGUUUGGUUCCCGCGGUUGCUUGCUUUGCGUGUUUGUAUGUCUUAUGGCCAGAACAAAUUGACUUGAUAAGCAGAGAAAUCGAAGCCCCCUUCUCCCAGCUCUCCUGGCUGAGCCGACCAAGACAGUGUUACUGCCAUUGCACACCAUCAUCUGGGGCAGUAUGUGGUACUAGCAGCAGUAAUGACAGAAACUAUCAUAAAACAAUAGAAUCUCAAGUCACAUAGCAAGAAUUGCUAGUUUUUCAAAUUAAAUAUGACAGGUACAUUGAAUAGCUUUUUAAACUCUUAAGAAGCCACCAGACACAACAACACAUGCCCUUCCUCUCCUGCUUUUGCAGCCCACCAUGCCUGUCCCCACUCCCCGAAAUCUGGAAAUUCAUUCUGCAAGGCAGCUGACCUCAUUGGAUGUUAUUCAAGAGCAUUUGCUGGCAGGAGAUGAAGUGACUGGUAUAUUAUGUUAGUGAGGCUCUUCCCUGCUUUCCCUUCCCCCACGUCAAAUAAAGCAGUAUUCUUAGGUAGACUGCAUCGCAUCUAACAGACAUCAGCUGAACUUUAAUUUUUCUUCCAAGGAGAACUCAUGGGAAGCGGGCUUAGAAAGCGAAAUUCUUAUAGCUGGAUACGAAAAUGAAUUAAAUUGUCAUUGCCAGAUUAUUUUAUUUAUUAAAUUUGUAUGCCACCCUUCAUCUGAAGAUCUCAGGAUGAUUCACAGCAUAAAAAUACAGGAUAAAAGCACAAAAUGCAUCCUAAAAGCAAAAUGAAGAAGAGAACAAACCAGUAAUCCCUCUCCCCUCCCAGACAAUUCAGGUGUGGACUCUGUUGAAUUGGUGGAGGGGAAAAAUUGGUGAUGCUGUGAUGUAUUUGGGGAAUAAAUCUAUCUCGGUAUGGUAUGACAGUCUUUGUAUUGCAGGGCCUUCUGAAAUACAAACUUCUGCUUACAGCCUUGCCAGUUUUAUUGAGGGCCAAGUACUUUAUCCUUUACACACCAGUAAUUGCUUUUUGAACAGACGAUUUCAUGCACCGUUCAAGCCACACUAUGCUGGCUUUCCAAGAAUAUCUUUCUUUUCAACGUGAUACCUUGGAGCACAGACUUGACAUCUUGUUAAACUGUCAGCACUUGAGAUUCUUAGAUCUAAAACGAGGCGUUUCUGCGGUGCCAUCCAUCUUAAUGGACCUGUAGCCCUUUUCAAAAUGUAAUAACAUGCUUGCACAAAAAUGGCCACCGACCGUUGCGUGGUUGAAGCAGAGCAAUUUUUGUAGCAAAGUGUCCAGACUAGAUACAGCAGAAAACUAUGUUUUAUCCCAUAUGUCUCAGGAAAUAUGAAUAAACCCCUAGUGUUUAGUUUCCUGCAUGGAAGGAAUCCUUUGUCAAAAGAAGAGUUUGGUCACGUGGCGCUCGACUUGCAUUGUGAAGAGGUGCAAUCUAGAUAUGUCUUUACUCCCUCAGUGAGAACUAGGCCUGGGUUUUGGGCUGCCAUGAACGACCGGAACUUUUGCAAUUCUACUCUUGGUAUAUUGUUGUGCUGCGGAGUUCAUAUGUCUGUGUGGCAGUUACUUUGUGUUCAUUGGUUUGCAUUCUGCCUCUGCGUUUCAAACCACUCAGCUACAUUAGGAGUACCGACCAUUGCCCUCAAGAAACAUUUUAUUGGCUAUAAUUAAAGCGCAAACAAUCAAAUACAGUGGUACCUCGCAAGACGAAUGCCUCGGAAGACGGAAAACUCACAAAACGAAAGGGUUUUUUGUUUUUUGAGUUGCUUCGCAAGACUAUUUUCCCUAUGGGCUUGCUUCGCAAGACGGAAACGUCUUGCAAGUUUGUUUCCUUUUUCUUAAAACCGUUAAUACAGUUGCGACUUGACUUCGAGGAGCAACUCAUAGCACGCGGUGUGGUAGCCUUUUUUUGAGGUUUUUGAAGACUUUGGUGAUUUUUGAAGCUUUUCCAAAACUUUUCCGACACCGUGCUUCGCAAGACGAAAAAAACCGCAAGACGAAAAAACUCGCGGAACGAAUUAAUUUCGUCUUGCGAGGCACCACUGUAACAAUAGACGUGACCCACCUUUCCCUACCCAGCACAAUUUUUUCUUGGGGGGGGGAGGGAGUUCUAGGGAAGCAGAACAGGUAGCUGCAUAUACCAGGGGUCUGCAAGGCUUACCGGGCAUGGGCUUGAUCACUCCCGUGGAUCACUCCCGUGGAGAUCCUCCAUGGGCCGGCGCAGUGCGACGCCGGGAAUUAUGUCUGUGGCGCCGAAAAUCGCUUCUGCACAUGCCCAGAUGCUGAAAAUCGCGCCUGCACAGAAGUGAUUUCCGGUGUCUGAGCAUGCGCAGAAGCGAUUGCGGAACCGCAGAAGAGAGGUACAACGCUGCGUUGCGCCGGUUUAGUGCAGUGCACGGGGACUCACUGAGCGGGCGGCUCGGUUCAAGGGUGGCUCAUGGGCCGGUUAAGCGACCCUCAUGGGCCACUUCCGGCCCAUGGGCCUUAGGUUGCCGACCUCUGGCAUAUACCAAGAGAAGAGAAGACUGAGUAUAGAAGAGAAACGGAAAAUGCUUUUUAGUUCUUGUUGAGUAUCUGAAAUGUUCUUAUAGACUAGAAAUGGGGAACCUGCCGCCUCCAGGUGUCUCUGAACUAUAACUCGCACAAUUGCUGACCAUUGGCCAUGCCGGCUGACUGGAGUCCAGCAACAUCUGAAGGGCCACAGGUUUCUUACUCCCAUUUUGGACUGGGAGUAUUGAGUCCAUUAUAACAAAGCAGAAAAGGCUGUCAAACUUUGCUAUCAUCCAUAGAUAUUCUGAAGUGAAACAGUGUGAGAAGAGGGUGUCUGCGAAAUACAGCCAUCUACUACAGAAUUGGGUAUUUUGAAAUUCUAAUUUAAGAACAGUGUAUUAUGGGCAUCUGACUUCAAUGAGUACAAUUGGGGAGCUACAUGGUGUGAGAUUUUCUCUUGCUUUCUGAUGAAUGUUCUUCUGUCUGCUAUUGGGUAACCCACUUUUCAGCUGUUGGAUGUGUUGGGAAGUUGGAAACAAUACUCCAUUGCUUACAUCAUACCAGGAACUGAAAAUACAGGAAUACCUGGAAAGUUAAUGCAUUUCCCCCCCUGUUAAUCUUCUAUUCUUUUUAAAAAGAAAUAUUCUUUGUCUUUUCUCAUUGUCUCAACAGGUACCUUAGCAUGGGGAACCUUCUUAAAGUUUUGACGUGCACAGACCUUGAGCAGGGACCAAAUUUUUUCCUUGACUUUGAAAGUGAGAACAUUUAAAAAAACAUGUAUCUUUUAUCUUGUGCCCUAACUAUAGUCCAAAGAGAGUCUACCAGUUGGACUCACAUUUGCAUGUACUUUUAUUUGUGUGCAUGUUGCUGCCUCUUUGUAAACACAGCAUCAAGUAGCAUGUGAAUGAAGGGGGUCUAAGUAGUUGUUUAUAUAAUUUACAAUGUUUAAUAUCAAUUUAUAUUUACUGCUGUGAAAAUCAGAUGUGCUUCUGGGCCUCCUUUGAUGAAGCCAUAAAAGAAUCUGCCUGUUGCCUUAUGCCUUUUGCAUCUUAACACCCAGUUCAGAAGAUGAGAAGAUAUCUCAUCUUAAAAAGCCAAGGGAUUCACAAGCCUUUUGUCUCAGCUGUAGCUCCUUCAUGGCACACCUGGGGGAGCCAGAAAGUCUAUAAUUAACCACAGUUUCCCCUUUCAUCUGAGUGGGGAAACUAUGGCUAGCAGCUUCAGAACAAGCCAAGGUCUUAAACCACAGCUUAAACUUUAAGACCCUGACUUGCCCCCAAGCUACUUCUGAGUUCAGAUGAAAUUGGAAACUGUGAUGAUUUAUAAGGGGGCGUUUGAAGGGUCUGUGUGUUCAGGCAAAAGGCCUGUGAAUAUCAUUGGAAAUUAAACAAAGCAGCAAACGUUUGAUUGCAGUCUGUGAGUUUCUAGCUCACACUCAGUUGCAUGUAGCUUCAACAUUGCUUAUUUUAAAUGGUCAUUAAGAUCUGUUUAGAAUUGCCUUUCCUUAAAGGAGGUAUCCUAAUGCCACAUGUAUUCAAUGAUGGAACUGUUUUAAAAUGGUAUCCGACUUAAGUCAGGACUCUGAGCUAGAUCUACUGAAGCUAACUUAAUUUGAUUUCAUAUGCAUUUUAUUUCAUGAUUGCAUGAGCUAUCUUGUUAGGGCUAUGCCUUAAGAAAUGGCCUUUUUAUAAGGAUGCAAUAACAGCAACAACAGCUUUUCCCACCGAAAACGUCUCCCUUGUAGUAGCAAGUAUAAUUUUGCUGUUAAAUAGAGAAAUUUUCUAGAAUGGCAGGUGAAUUCCAGAUCUUAAAUAAGAGUUGGUAUUCAACUAGAUUUUACUCAAGAGUAGACUCACUGAAAUUAAAAUUAGCUUAACCCAAAGGUCUUGUAAAACUUAGCUGAAUACCACCCAAGGAAUUUUUAAUAGAACAGAUGCUGUACCAACAUGGAUUUGAACAGUAUUAGUAUCUAAUUUUGUAUUCUACUUCUAAAUGUGUGCAGCUUUUAUUCAGCUAGGCACCUUCUGUUUUUUAUCUGGAGCAAUGAUUAAUAGCCCAGUGCCCAGGACUCAAGCCCUGUACACAAAUGCCACACAGUCCACAUACCUGUUGGUAUUAUUUCGUAGGAGCAAAUGAGCCUGCCUUCUGCUGAGCUAGGCCUUUGGUCAAUCUAGCCGAGUAUUCUGUACCCUGACUGACAGCUGCUCUCUAGCAUCUAAGGGUCUUCUCCAUCAUCUGAUGCCUGGGAUCCUUUUAAUGGAAGAUGCCAGAGAUUAAACAUCAGGCCUUCUGUGCGCAAAGCAUUUGCUCUGAUCUGUGGCGCUUCCCUUCUUGUGUAUUGCAUGACAAGGUUGAUUAAAAUUGUAGGUGCCUAUUUAUUGAUUUUGGAUAUUAAAAAAGAUUACUUAGCUUACUGAUUCUGUGCUUCAUGUUUUCACACAAAAUCAGUAUACAGCUGAUAAGGAGGUUCCUCACUUGCCCACAGCUCUGGUAUUAAUAUCCACAUUCUGUGAGCUCUUGCUUCAUUUGCGCCUCUUCCCAAAGCUAGUAAGCCUAUGCUAAAGUUGCCAUAUUUCAAAAACUGAAAAUCCGGACACAAAAGUUUUAGGAAAUCAACACUUCUGACAUGGGUUGCCAUACACUCAGGUUUUCCCGGACAUUUCCCCAAUUUUCGAAAAUUCUGCCUGGACUCUUAUUUUCGGUGGGCGAAUCCCGGAUAUGUCAGCCCUAACCUAUGUGCUUCUCUAACCUAGAAGGCUUUUACCAUGUGGAUUGUGAAAGGCUGAACUGACCAAAGCUGUUUUGACAAACAAGGCUUCUAGACAUUCCAGUUGCAUUUAAACAUAAUGCGCAGAUUGCAAGUAUAUUUUGAUAGGAAAAAGAAACCCAAACCAUGUAUACAUAUUUAAACACUAUUUUCAGGAGUACAGUGGUGCCCCGCAAGACGAAUGCCUCGCAAGACGGAAAAACCGCUAGACGAAAGGGUUUUCCGUUUUGAAGUUGCUUCGCAGGACGAAUUCCCCUAUGGGCUUGCUUCGCAAGACGAAAAUACCUUGCGAGUCUUGAGGUUUUUUUCGCUUUCCCCCCCCUUUAUCUAAUCUGCUCAGCAUUAAAUAGCCUUUAAUAGCCUUUUAGCAGCUAAUCCCCAUCGCCUUUAAGCCUUUAAUAGCCGCUAAACCGCUAAUAGCGCUAAUAGCGCUAAUCCGUCAAUGGGCUUGCUUCGCAAGACGAAAAAACUGCUAGACGAAGACUCUCGUGGAACGGAUUAAUUUCGUCUUGCGAGGCACCACUGUAUAUUAAAAUACAUUCAAGAUGUUUAUAUUUGAAAAUUGCGUAACUACAAAUAUGACUUAAUAUGCUGUCCUGUUGUUUAGAUGCUCAACCUACAGAAUCAGAAAAAGAAAUUUAUAAUCAGGUAAAUGUAGUGUUAAAGGAUGCAGAAGGAAUCCUGGAAGACUUGCAGUCAUACAGAGGAGCCGGUCAUGAAAUACGAGAGGUAAAAAGCAUAAUUGGAUGGAGUAUUUUGUAAUCAAUUUAGUGAUGCUACGUAUCAUACUUUGCAUUAGUGAUUAUGACUUUAAUAAAGGUAAAGGGACCCCUGACCAUUAGGUCCAGUCAUAACCGACUCUGGGGUUGUGGCGCUCAUCUUGCUUUAUUGGCCGAGGGAGCCGGCAUACAGCUUCCGGGUCACGUGGACAGCAUGACUAAGCCGCUUCUGGCGAACCAGAGCACCGCACAGAAAUGGCGUUUACCUUCCCGCCGUAGCGGUACCUAUUUAUCUACUUGCACUUGAACUCCUAGGAGGGCAGGAGCAGGGACCGAGCAACGGGAGCUCACCCCGUCGCGGGGAUUCGAACCACCGACCUUCUGAUCGGCAAGUCCUAGGCUCUGUGGUUUAACCCACAGCGCCACCGUCCCAUAUGACCUUAAUACAGAUCAGUUAAAGGUUCAGUUUCUGCCAGAGUCUCUAUAACUUUUAAUAGCAUGCUCUAUGUGCAAGUAAUUUUUACUAUCUUGUUUUAACUGCCCUCUCGGCAGCCCUGAAACAGGUCAUUUUGGACCCUUUCCGGAUAAUCAGAUUUAUAUUGCAAACAUGCAGCGUGAAUGUUUCUCACUUGUUGCACCAACACCCACAUUUUCUUUCCUUGGCGCCACAGUUCUAUUUCAGGGUAUCUCAUUUCCCCGACCUUUUAACCACCUGUAAUAUUUAGUUGCUGGGGGAAUCCGUCACCCAGAUAGUGCCUGACAUUCUUCUGAUAUUGUUGCAUGACAUGUAGUCGUGCAGGUAGCUUGGGCUGCACCAUUGCUCAGCAGUGGAACAUGAUGACUGCAAACAGAAGGCUCCAGAUUCAGCCCUUGGCAUCUCAUGUUAAAAGGAUAUCAGGCACCAUGUCUGGGAGAGACCUCUGCCCUGAGACCUUGGGGAGCAGCUGCCAGUUGGUGGAAGAAUGUUCUGACAAUAGUACAAGUCUCAUUAAUCAGCAGUGCAAUUUCCCUUCUUCCCCCCCGCUUUUGCCUUUGCAAUGAGGUGAUCCUUGUUCUCCACACUGCAGGCUAUUGACAUGAGAGUGAGACUUGUGUACCGUGAGAGCUUCAUCUAGGCUUUUUUUUUCUCUCCGAGCUCCUCUAGGGAUUGUGCAUGGUCACACAGAACAAUGUCUCUGUUUUGUGGUCUUAUGGCUUGGUUGUCCCAUGCUUUUAUAUGAUUUAAAUGUAGAGAAAACUAUACUGUAAAGCAAACAUUAUUAUAAAGCAAACAUCCUUGCUUGUGUUUAAUUGUUCCAGGCAAUACAGCAUCCCACUAAUGAGAGGCUCCAGGAGAAGGCAUGGGGUGCGGUUGUCCCUCUAGUGGGCAAACUAAAGAAAUUCUAUGAAUUUUCUCAAAGACUUGGUAAGUGUCAGUAGUAACUGAUUGAUUGAUUUGCUCUAUAAUAUUGUAUGAUCUACCACGUAAUUAAGGCCAGGAUCCCACGGUGUUAACUAUUUUAGCAUGGUCAAAUUUGUUGAUAUUAGUGCUAAUGGACUUGUAUUGCUAAUUUACUACCUACACAGAAAUGUUGACAUUUACUGCUAAUUUGGUGGCUUUGUUUUUUGUUGUUUGUAAUUUCUAGUCUAAUGUAUCUUGGCACCGAUAUAAACUGCUUUUGAGGAAGGAUGAAGGACUCUCCUUUUUUUAGGGCAGUCCACUGGCACCUAGGAUUUUAUAACACCUCGAUUGUGGCCUGCUUUUGUAAUAAUCCAGAACGACAGGACGUUCAACACAUUCACACUGUUUUACGUAACUGUCCCCCUUGUUCUUGCGUGCAGAAGCUGCAUUGCGAGGUCUUCUUGGGGCUCUGACAAGCACUCCAUAUUCUCCCACGCAGCACCUGGAGCGAGAGCAGGCUCUUGCCAAACAGUUUGCAGAAAUCCUUCAUUUCACACUUCGUUUUGAUGAGCUGAAGGUAAGUUCAGAAUUAUCCCCGCAUAGCACUUGUCCAAACUGGACGGUCACAAAGCAGCUGUGAUCCGUGUUACAGCGUUGCACAGUGCUUGUUUGUCCAUUGAUCCGAUGUUGCUGUAAACAAAUAUGGAAAUCCCUUUCCAUUUUUGCUCCUGGAUGGCAGCCAAGGACUGUGAACCCUGGUCUUACUGAUUGUUCAAGCUCGUCACAUCACUAAGGACAUAAGAAGAACACUACUGGACCAGAACAGAGGAGCAUCUUAGUCCAAUUACCCAUUCCUCAUACUGGCACAAAAUGCUGGAGGUUCUCCAUGCAAGGACAGUACGGCCUUGCCUAUAAGCAUCCAGGCAGAGCUAUCUGUCCUGCUAACAGCGGCAACUAAUGCUUGCCCCAUUCGGCUGCUACCUAUUCCAUAUUACUGUAUUAGGCAACAUACAUGAAAUCACAUGUGUUCCGUAGUAUUCUGGAUAUUUAAUAGCCUAGUUAUGCAGGAUUCUGCCUUGACAAAAUAAUAUUUAGGAUCCUGCCCUAGACCACCGCUUCAGUGCAGGACCUCAAGAUGCUGGCCUCAUUUCCCAGGUCUUCACAGAACUGAAAUCCCUGGCCCCAUCAGAACGAGUUAGGGUAUAAUGUGCACUUGUCACCAAUACAUCCUCUCCCCUGCCCCCCUUUCUAGAUGACGAAUCCCGCAAUUCAGAAUGACUUCAGCUACUACAGAAGAACCUUGAGUCGUAUGAGGAUCAAUAAUGUUCCAGUAAGUACCCUUCUGUAGAAGUGAAGAAGGUAUUUCUUUGUGACCCUUGUACCACUUACUCUGUUUAUUCAAAACCAGUGAAGAUUGUGAUUUUUUUAAAUUUUAUACUUUGGUAGGCAGAAGGAGAAAAUGAAGUAAAUAACGAAUUGGCCAACAGAAUGUCUUUAUUUUAUGCCGAAGCAACGCCAAUGUUGAAAACCUUAAGCGAUGCCACGACAAAAUUCGUUUCAGAGGUAUGUGCAUGAAUAGACCUCCUUGUUAGGAGAACUGUGGAAAAUACAAGUUUGUUGCGUAAAACUAGCUUGCGCUGCUGACAAGACUCCGUGUUACAGACUCUUGGGUGCAUCUCAAUGUUGAAUUUCACGUGCCAGCAGUGUGAUUUGAAGGUGUUAAGGGCUGUAGAAUUGAUUUAGUUACAGGAGAGAGGCUUUGGAAUUUUAUUCAGUAAAUCUUGUGACUCAUCAUAGAUGGUAGCAUCUCAAUGCAACUCAGUAAUGCGGAGCUAAAGUCUGCUCCCUCCCUACCCCAAAACAGCUUGUCUGCCUUUUGCACUUGGCUCCUAAAACUUGUCACUGAAGCUUCUUCACCAAGGGGAAGAAUAUUACUCUCAACAUGAUCAGUGUUUCUCCAGCUUGGGUCCCCAGCUGUUGUUGGACUACAACUCCCAUCAUCCCUACCUAGCAGGACCAGCGGCCAGGGAUGAUGGGAGUUGUAGUCCAGCAAGUUUGAGAAACACUGGUCUAUGCCAGUAGGUAGCAGUUCUCCAGGAUUCUGAACAGGAGACAUUCUCAGUCCUACUUGGAAAAAUGGGUUGCUUGCUUGUAUUACAGUAACUAUGUAUUUCCUAUGCCAAUUACAGAACAAAAAUUUGCCUAUAGAGAACACCACAGACUGCUUAAGCACCAUGGCCAGCGUUUGCCGAGUUAUGCUGGAAACCCCGUAAGUACCGAGGCUACUUCAGACAUAACUUUUGAUCAAAACACCAUUUUAUUUAUUUGACAAACGUGGGCAUCUCCCUAAGCAAAGCCUGUUUGUUUUUUUACUGAGAAGUUUCAAACACUUAGAAGGAACCAUACUCUGAUCACGAUAAGCCAUAGAUAGUAAGUCACAAAUUCAGAGUUAAUUUGGCAAAGGUAUAAACAAUUUGAGGAAAACCAGAACCUAGAAUUAAGGAAGAAUAAGAUAAGAACCUGGUAGUUCCUUUCUGUUAUGUACCCAAGUGCAGGACUGCAAUCGUAUUGAACUAGUAAGAAACUUUUGUAAUAUGGCAGAUAGAGGAGGGAAGGGGGUGGAGCGUCUCAGUCACUGAAGACGGUGCAUCGUGCAAAGCAAGGACUGGGGCCAAGCCUGGUUUCCUGAAUUGGACCAUGCCAUUUUCCUGACUGAACACAUCUGACCCAGAUGUUAUGGUCCGGUUAGGGUCAGGGAAGGAGCCUGUGCCCCACAGGGUGGGCUGUGCAGAGGCCAUUCCUUCCGUAACAGUCUCCCAAGUGCAUUUUACUUUCUUCCACAGAAGUGGCUGCUAUUGAUAGUGCUCCUUGGAGAUGACAGAUAGGCUGCUCUCUCUGAGAGGUCUCGACACUUCCAGUUUUGUAGCGCCUUUUUCAGAUUAAGCUGGGCAUGUGCCAGAUUGCUAGUUCUUGCGGGAACAGUUCUUUUUAAUAUUUCAACACCGGAAUGUAUCGGAAGGCAUCUGUACGCUUUGGGAAAUGGUUUGAUCUCAUGCAUAAAUCAGGAAGAUAUAAGAACCUGGAGCGUACUUUGCCUGCAUCUUGAGCCUCUUUUCCAGGGUUGACCCCCAGUGCUUGAUCACCCUAACCUGCCACAAAUGGUUAUUGUGCAGCCAGGUAUCGCAGGUGGUUUUAGCAAGCCUUGUUGUGCUGUUAGGGAAAGGUAGGAACGAAACCCCAGCAUCAGGCUUUAGGAUUUGCAGUUGGGAAGGAAGAAACUUUACCCUGAGAAGGCUGUUACUUUUGGGGAUGGCAUUCCGCUGAGACACUUGCUCUAGUUAUCACUCGCUUGGACUACUGCAAUGCGCUCUAUGUGGGGCUAUCUUUGAAGGUGACCCGGAAACUACAACUAAUCCAGAAUGCGGCAGCUAGACUGGUGGCUGGGAGCGGUCGCCGAGACCAUAUAACACUGGUCUUGAAAGACCUACACUGGCUCCCAGUACGUUUCUGAGCACAAUUCAAAGUGUUGGUGUUGACCUUUAAAGCCCUAAACAGCCUCGGCCCAGUAUGCCUGAAGGAGCGUCUCCACCCCCAUUGUUCUGCCCGGACACUGAGGUCCAGUGCCGAGGGCCUUCUGGCGGUUCCCUCGCUGCGAGAAGCAAAGCUACAGGGAACCAGGCAGAGGGCCUUCUUGGUAGUGGCACCCGCCCUGUGGAAUGCACUCCCACCAGAUGUCAAAGUGAAAAAUAACUACCAAACUUUUAGAAAACAUCUGAAGGCAGCCCUGUUUAGGGAAGCUUUUAAUGUUUAAUAGGUUAUUGUAUUUUAGUGUUUUGCUGGAAAUCACCCAGAGUGGCUGGGGAAACCCAAACCCAGCCAGAUGAGCGGUGUAUAAAUAAAUAAAUAAUAAUAAUAAUAAUAAUAAUAAUAAUAAUAAUAAUAAUAAUAAUUAUUUAGAAUUCAGCUUUGGAUAAUCAAGUGUUUACUGCCGUGUCUUGUUAAAAUCCCAGGGAAUACAGAAGCAGGUUCACCAACGAGCAAACGGUAUCGUUCUGUCUGAGGGUGAUGGUGGGCGUCAUCAUUCUCUAUGACCACGUGCAUCCAGUAGGCGCGUUUGCUAAAACGUCAAAAAUUGAUGUAAGUUCUGGGGCUGAGUGAAUUACGCUUCCUUGUGGUGGGCCAGCUGGGUGGGGUGGAGGCAAGAAGGAAACACAGAAGAUAGUCAUUUUUAAAAUAUGUAUUUUUUAGCACAUCUGCAUGUCAAUAAAAAUGAUGCGGAUGAUUCAGUGCAAGUUCCCAUAUUAUGCCAGCUAGGCUGCACUUGUGUGAAAAUGCUAUUUAUAUGAAUCAUGGGCAGUGUAUCUGUGGCUGCCUUGGCUUGCUUCGAGGGCUGUUGUUUUUAAAGUCAUUGCCGUCCCCCUGAUUGAGCUAAUCGUAUUGACAUGAGGGGCUGGAUCCUUUCUGAAAAGUGAAAUUGCAGGUUGUGUCAUGGUUACGUCCAACGCCGGUUUGUUGUGAAUUAACAUGUGUGUCCUGUCCCCCCCAACCCUUUUGUAUUGAUUUCCAGAUGAAAGGAUGCAUCAAAGUUCUCAAAGACCAGCCUCCAAACAGUGUAGAAGGCCUUCUAAAUGCUCUCAGGUAUUUAGCUUUUGAACGUGGAAUCACUGUAAGUGCCAACUCUUCUUUCUUGGAAAACAGUGGUUAGCACUGGUAAAUGAGGACCACUGGUACAGUGUGAAGGCAGGCACAGCAUUUUAGAAUUUUUCAAAUGCCUACGUACACGGGGAUUCAGCAGGAACACCCAGCCCAAAGCUUCCCUCCACUGCACUGCCCCAAGAUUGCCCUCUUGUCCCCAAAAUAGUCUUUUUUUAAGGAUCAGACUGCCAGAGAUGUACAAAGCCAUAGAAUCAUAGAGUCCAACCCCCUGCAAUGCAGACAUAUGUGCAUGGUUUUUACACACUUUUAUUUUUCCUUUUUAGGUACACAACAAAACAUUUGAAUGAUGAGACUACCUCGAAGCAAAUUAAAUCUAUGUUGCAAUAA